AGAGGAACCGAGCAGCAGCCUGUCUGCCGGAGACACACAGAGGAAAAGUUAGUCAAGAUGGUAAAUCUCACAGACCCGGAGUAAAGGGGCACCGCUCCCCGGACCGAACCGAAGCUGAGCCCGACGCCCGUUGAGACAAACCCGAAUGAUGCAAAGUUCGCCGGCAGCAGGUAAGAACCGCGAACUCGGUUUCUCUGACAACUGAAACAUUGAUUUCAGAAGUUUCUUUACGGGCUUUUUCUUGUACAAUGACCGCUCAAACUUUGGGCUUCAGUGUUCAAGUAAAAUGUUGACCCAACACUGAGGGGAAAAGAUCUAAAAUGGUGACGGUUCGGAGAAUUUCCAGCCUUUAUGUCAGUUCCUACGGACUAUUUCGCCUGAACUCCCUUCGUCCAGCUUCGCCGGUCACUUGUUGGUGUGAAUUUAUAAAUCUGUCUAAUGUUUAAGUCUCUCCGUAAUUGUGUUGUAGUUAAAAGUAAACCAACAUCCUCUUGAAAUGGCUGUUAUAACACACUGAAGGGAGAAAUCUGUCAAAAGUGGCGCCGCCGGCUUUGGUCGCGUCGCUUUGUAUGUCAGUGUUUUGAGCCGCGAACCUGCCGCUCGCCGUACACAAUGAACGGAGACGAAGUUCUGCCGCGUCAGUUCGCUCAGAGUUUGUUCAUACCGUUAGUCACGGUGCUGACGGCUGUUGGGGAUCCUAACUUUGCCCGCGCUGAUUUACCGUGUUUUAAUCACGUUUUUACACAGUUUUGACUCGAAUCGUGGACAUUCGAGGUGAAAUAAAUCAGUUUUUCUUUGUUCAAACUGCUCAGACACGUUCACAGUUCGCGUAUCCGCCAACGGUCAUUCCUUGUGUGUGUGUGUGUGUGUGUGUGUGUGUGUGUGUGUGUGUGUGUGUGUGUGUGUGUGUGUGCUGAUGAAGCAAAGUGACAGUUUUAGACAGCGGCUAACCUUCUGCCCCGAAACCAGCAGUCUGCUCCUCCUAAACGGACUGUGAUUCGGUUAAAAACUCACUGAUCCAGCCUCAAAAACAGAGAAGAAAACACUGAUCCGUCUUUUUAUUAUCCGAGGGAAGUCUCCUCGGUACACAGCCCCACCGACGGCGUCCAUAACCCGGCGUCCUUUCUUUGGAAAAUUCCGGGAUGCAGCUCUCAGAGCACCGACGGCAGUAUUUUUAGGAAUGGGUGGAUACCAAAAAACGACAUUUAUUUAUUCCUGUCUCGGUGGUAAAUGCCACAAGCUGCCCAAACGCAUUGGAGGAGGUGAUGUGUGUAAAUGAAUGAGUUUAUGAAGGCAUCUUCUUCUUCUUCUCUCUCCUCCAUUGCAGCAGCAGCAGCAGCAGUAAGUCUGCAGAGCUGAAGCAACAGGGAGACUGUCGCAUUUCCACUGAGGAGGCUGUCUUCUUCUUCUUUAUUUUACUGCCCUGUAAAAGUCUGACAGAGAGAGAGGGAGAGUCAUGUAGAGGUGCAGGACUUAUGUUUUGGUCAUGCACAUCCCUCAGCGACUAUUGGACACAGAUAUUCAAUGUAAAUUUGUGCUCAGACUGUUACACCUGACUAUAGGCCUGGGCGAUUUGGCAAAAAAAUGAUCAUGAUAUAUUUUGUCACAUCGUCCGAUCUCGGUUAUUAUCACGAUUUUUUUUUAACUGCCUGUUUUAAAGCAUCUGAACUAAAAACUAAAGAAACUAGAGAUUAGUUCAACAUUUUAUUAACAUACAAAGUAAAUAACAAAGCUAAUUGAAUAAGACACACUUAGAAAAAUAUAUUUUUUAAAGUUUUAACUCAACAGAACAACAAAUGUAGAUAAAUACUUAGUAACACAGUGAACUAGUUUACAGUCCUGAGUGUUUCUGCAGGUAUGAAAGACCCAGAAUAAACAAAUCUCCCCUCAGAGAUAAUGAAGACGCCUUCAAAUGUAAACAUUAGAUGAUGUAAAUGUAGAUGACACGAUUGAUUGCUUUGGUCUGGUGGCUGCACUGCUAGUUGUGGCUAAACUGUUAAUGGUAAUCGUACCGUCAGCAGUGACAGGCUGUGUAGACUCCGCCCACAUUUUCAUGCUUUCCGCAUAAUCACUCGGGAAGAACUUCUUCAAAUGAUAGAACAGAUCUGUUGAGUUGCUGGUUUUUGAGAGCACCGAUCGCCGACAUACCUUACACAUUGGCUUAAUUGCUCGAUGUCACUUUGGAGAUACCUGAACCACCGCCACACAACCGACGUUGAAUAACUUCAACAAUAACAUCUUUGGAGGAUGACUCAAAGUCACGGCUGACGUCAAUUUUCUGAACUUAUGAGAAGAGGUCACUGUCUGACUACUUUUAUAUUUUUCUGUUUAAUCUGUUUUUUGUUGCCUUGGGGGAGGGGGGUUACGUUUGGAUAUGUCUGUUAAUAGAAAACUGCGAAAUAUAUAUUUUUUUCUAGAAAUAAUUUGAUCCAAACAAAAGAGAGAUAGAGUCAUGUAGAGCCUCAAAAGCCUUAGCUAUUAACCCUAGAACAUUAUCACUAAAAUUAGUAACACCAUCACUAUCACCGUAGUACUUGUCAUCAAAAUAGGACAUUAUAUAACAAUAUAUACGUAUAACAAAUUAACCAUAUAUAUACAUGAACUGUAAAGUUAGUUUGUUCUCCCCCCAUUCCUGGGUCAUGUGAGUCUUCUCUGGUUCAGACUCCGGGUCCUCGGCACAAUAACAGGAGAGAGAAACAAAAUCUGUCAGAUUUGGAGUAAAAAUGAUUAAAGCUGACUCAAAUAUUUCUUAUCUCCAUAUGAAUUCCCUUAAGGUCACCACUUUGUGAUAGUUAUUCAUAGAGAUGCACCGAUCCAUUUUUUUCUGAUCCAAUCCGAUAUCGAUACCUGGGCUGAGUGUAUCGGCCAAUAUCCGAUACUGAUCCAAUACUACUGAUGAAUGAGUGAACUGUAUACCUCACCCUGUGACUGAAGGCAUCAGACUUGACAAAAAAAGGUAACAAAUUAACACAGAUAUAAAUUUACUCAAUAUUAUUUAUUAACAAGUUGAUCAUUAGCACAGAGCAAAAAGAAGUUAGAUUUACAUGUUAACAUUUAGUGCAAAAGCAUAGACAGACAGAAUAUGGAGCGAACAGAAUCACUGUUUCUGUGUUUGAUAUUAAUUAAAAGAAAAUGAAGACUGGAUCAGAACGCUGGAUCGGCGUCAUUCAUCAGAUAUCUGAUCCAGUUAAUUUGUCAAUAUCAGAGCCGAUAUUCGAUCCAAAUAUCAGAUCGGUGCAUCUCUAGUUAUUCAUAACCACUGCUCUAAAUAAAGAUAGCAUGUAAACUCCAGGACCACUCUUACUGACCUUAUUCUACAUGCAGCUAUCAAACCCACCCAAACCUACUUUACCCUCCAUCACUAAAAUCACCCUGUGAACACGUGUCUGUAGGAAAAAACAGGUUUUGGAUCAGGGAAACAAAGAUGUCUUCAAAGAUGUCAAAGGAAAUGCUGAAGAUACUCAGAGACCCAUGAUACUCAGACAAACACAACAUCAGGAAAAUCACCCGAUGGCGAUCGUCUUCUCGGGUUAAACAUCUUUCCUCUCUCUCUCUCUCUCUUCUUCUAACUUCUACCAUCCUCCUCCUCCUGCAGGCUUGAGAGGGAUUCCCUGAAGAAGAAAAAUGCCAGCGAGGCUGAAGCUGAUGUGACACAGUGUGCUGGAAGAAGAAGGCUGACUCAUCAAAUAUCAACCCUCUGGGACUUAGCAGCCGAGAGCAGCUCAUAUCAACUAAUGCCGAGCUAGAAGUGCAACUCAUACCCCCCCACCCAACCCCCUGUCCCCCUCAAAUCUCAACAAUAGAGAUUAUCAGACAGAAGAAGACGGUGCAGGAAUAUCUCCAGAGACUGCUGACCUGCUGCUGCUGCUGCUGCCAAGAAAGCUCAGAAUGGCGUCACAGCGCUUCAGCUGAAACCUCAACAACUGCCUGAUCCCCCCUCCGGCCUGCAUAUUGAAACAACCAUCAGCUGAUAAAAACACGGCUCUCCCACCCCAACCAUCUGCGUGAAGUCGCUCUCAGCCCAUCCUGGUGGUGUCACAAUACUCCAUCCCCUCUGAAACCCCGCCUCACAGACCAUGAUGUUUCGUGAUCAGGUGGGAGUGCUUGCGAGCUGGUUCAAGGGCUGGAAUGAGUGCGAGCAGACGGUGGCUCUGCUGUCGCUGCUGAAGAGGGUGAGCCGGACCCAGGCCCGCUUCCUGCAGCUCUGUUUGGAGCACUCUCUGGCUGAGUGCACUGAGCUGCAGGUCCUCGAAGGAGAGGCCAACAACCCAGGUAAGAUCACGUCUCCAUACACCGAAUAUGAACAUGUGUCCUGAGGCCUUCACAGAUAAUCAUGAAGGAAUGAACUGAGGAGGUUUAAAGAUGGCCCCUCAGUUCACUCCUACAUGGUUAUUAGUGACGCCAACAGUACAGAGAGUAUGUAGCUGUGAGUGAAGAUGCUCUGCUGGGUAGACUUUGUGAAGUUAUGUUUCAUAAAUGACCACAAGUAUAGUUUUCAGUGUUGGUCUUUAUAUACAAGAAUGUUUCAGGCAGAAGUUAAAGCCGAUCAAACGCUUCGAUUAUACGCAGGGUUGAGUGAUGCUGCUGCACCUGUGGCGCUGAGGUGAAACACAAAAUACUUUUACCAACUGGUGUCGUGUACAGCUGACAUUUAAGAAGAGUGUUGACAGAGAAAAGAGUGUAAGAACACGCUCUGAUAUUUUUCACAACGGUUUGAAAAAGUAAACAGCAGUAUCGCUCAGGUUAGCUCGAUUAUCUGCAUUUACUCUAACUGUGUUAGUGUUUAUUUUAAUAACGAAUGUCUGAUACUUCAUGAAUUUUACUUUAUAAUAAAGGAGGAAGGAGGUUUAACUUGAACUGAAAAGAGAGAUCAUCAGCUGUUGAAAUGUGAUGUUGGUAGGGCUGAGCGAUACGGGGAAAAGUUUAUAACGAUAUAUUAUUUCCUAUCAGCUGAUAUCGAUCAAUAUCAGGAUAUAAAAAUCUAUCAGUGUUUAUUGGUCUCAUGUCUUUUCCAACACAAUAAUCUCCUGCAUCUGUGAGGUCUUUGUGUCUCUUUGGCGUUUUGUCGUAAGGCGUCGCUCUAGAGAAAGCCGACUGAAUGGUCGUCUGUUUCGGCUCCUCGCUCCUCUCGGGGUUUGUAACCUUUUGCGUUGCGCGUGCUCUGCGGCGUGGCGCUGCUUCAGGUGGUGAAAAAGAUUUGAGGUAUUCCCCGACUUUGUGAGAACAUGUACUCGACAUAAUUUACAGUCCACAUUACUCUGCUUCAUGUCCGACCUCCAAAAACCAAAAUACCUCCACACCACCGACGUUUUCCUAACGCCAGUGUUGUGGUUGACAUUGAUGUGGUCAUCUGUUGAGCCUUCAUGGUCAUUUCUGUCGGGGGUAGCACUCAUUUUCUUUGUUUCUCACCAACAGUGCUGUCGGCUUCACCUGUUAAAGUGCUAUGGUUGGGUGGAGCUGCUGUCUGCUACGACGCAGCAGUUGGUUGAUACUUGGUUCUAAUUCAGAACAUGAUUGGUUCAGACCCGGAGACACUCCACUUUUCAUUGGCUGUUCGUAUAGUCGACCAAAACAUGUCAGAAUGACGACUAUUGAAAAACAUAUUGAUCAUGUUUUAUAUUGAUAAUGAGGGAAAUUAAUUUUGAAUAUAUAUCGUUAUCGAUUUAUCGCCCAGCCCUCGUUGUUGUUGUCAUACGAGCCUCUUGUCCAGGUCUGGGUCUGUGUGUUCGGUCUGUGAGGAGUAAAAGAUGUGAUGUUGCAGGUGCGUGUGUGCGUGUGUGUGUGUGUGUGUGUGUAGCAGUGUAACAGACAACAAUCACCCUGUCUCCUAUCUGCCUUUAUGCACCUGAUUCGUUUCUUUAGAUAAAACAGAUUAGCAGCAGCAGCAGGUUUUUUCAGGACGACCAUGUACCACUCCGUUUUUGAAAUCUCAUAUUUGAGGACAGGAUAGGAGGGAUGUGCUGGACCUCUGACUCUGGGCUGGUGCCAGUUACCACACUUCAGUGUCCAUAUAUCCAACAGACAUCACUGUCAGACUCUGGCUGUGACAGAGGAGUGUGUAGAAGUCGUUGAUCGGUCUCAUUAUUGAACCCAACAUCUGCUGAACUUCUCUCUCUCUCUCUCUCUCUCUCUCUCUCUCUCUCUCUCUCUCUCUCUCUCUCUCUCUCUCUCUCUCUCUCUCUCUCUCUCUCUCUCUCUCUCUCACACACACACGGGGGCUCCUCACUGGCACGAGGGUCCGUCUGCUGUCCCAAACAUUCCUGAAUCUCCAUCCAGAGGAAUAAAAAGCUGAAUCACUGCUGUUAUGAAACCGUCUCAUAAAGAGUGAAUGUGGAAGAAGGAUGCUGCUGCGGGGGGUUUGUGUGUGGACUGUUAACUCAGCUGGCACUGGAGACAUCAGUCAGUCAGUCAGUCAGUCAGUCAGUCAGUCAGUGUGCCGGUCUGUAGUGCUGUAUCGCUCUCUUGGCUGGUUUUGCGCCAAGGCGUCCAGGGGGGGUUCUGGCUGGGUUUUGUUGCAUCAGACUGCAGCGUGACCAUGGAAACAAAAACCCUGGCAACCAACUGGGCUCAUGAAAAAUAGAAAGAAGUGCUGCUGCUGCUGCUGCUGGAGAGCAUGCGCCUGUGUGUACCUAUGGCAACAUCUGCAUUCAGCAACACAUCUGAUGGCUGAGGCCGGACUGACAUCAUGGUCCUGCCCUGCAGAGAGGGAGAGACACACACGCUCACACACACACACACACACACACAGACACACACACUCACGCUCUCACACGAUGACCUGGAGUUUCCAUCAGGGUUUACAGAGGGCAGCGGCUGCACUUAAAGCUCCAUUUUAUUGUUUAAUAUGAAGCAGAAACAUCAAAGUUCUCUGUAUGAACUUUCCUCUUAAUGUCGUGUGAGUCAGAGCGCCUCCUGUGGUCGCCGUGGUUACACUGGAGUCACUCUUAAUUAAAUCCGACACUCUUAAUGAAUCGACUGAAAGUCUCUGAUUGAUGGUUCUGUCCUCAGUGACUCGGUGAGGGUCUGAGGUUCUAACCGGUCCAUUCGUGGCUGAGAUCGGUGUUUCAGGGUCAUAACAGCGGGACUAACUAAUGUAAUGGCUGCUUUCAUAGUCGACCAGUUAUUGAUUAUUGAAAUGAUUGAUCAGCUGAUCGGAUAAUGACUUCAUGGCUCUUAUCUCACUCUUGGCAGCAGCGUGUCACACAAACAUACAGGACCUAUCCUCUGCCAUGGUGACCAUAAUAAACAGAUUCUUUUUUUUUUUUUUUUAACUUUAUUUUUAUCUUUUAAGGCAAACUUUCAAACAUACACGCAAAUACUGUACAAAACAAAACAAAACAAGGACAAGAACAAGGGGGGCAAACACUACUCAGUUACAUACAGGUGCCAUUUAGUCCAUCUUACAGCAUAUAGCUCAGCUUUAAUUCGUAGUCUGUAAGUCAUUUGUUCCAUUGAUCGGAUUUCCUCUACAAUGGUCAGCCAGUCACUCAGUUCAGGUGGAUCAGUUCUUAGCCAAGUUCUUGUGAUGGCUUUCUUAGCUGCAAGAGAUAGGACCUUGAACAGGUAUAUGUCCUCUUUACCCAUUACAUCUUCUAAUAUCAGUCCAAGAUAAAUAAACCGGGGAUCUUUGGGUAAAUUAUAUCCAAAAACUUUACCCAUGACUCUCAGGACCUCAUCCCAAAAUGUCUGUAUUUUCGUACAUGACCAAAAUAUAUGAGAGUGGUUGGCAUUCAGUUGCCCACAUUGUCUCCAACAAUGCUGUUGUUGACCUAAUUGUUUAUUUUUGAUUUUUGGUGUAAUAAAUAGACGUGUCAAAUUUUUCCAACCGAACUCCCUCCAUGUUUUAGAACUUGUUGAUGUAUGUUGGGUCUUGAGCAUGGUCUGCCAAUCACUCUCAGAUAAUUCAAUGCCGAGUUCUUUUUCCCAUUUCUCUUUUAUAUACAUUGUGUUUCUUCCCUGUUGCUUCAAUAAACCUUUGUAUAGCUUUGAGACAAUUCUUAAGGGGGGUUGCUUGAACGCGCCUGUUAAUAUUUCGAUCACAUCAUUCCCCUCCACAGAAAUUUCCCUCUUAACUUCUGUCUCAUAAAAGUGUCUAACAAACAGAUUCUUAUGUACCAGUGUUGAAGGCAGCUCUUCUCUGUGGUGUAGUGGAAAAGCUCUCUUUAGUAGUUUUAAGACACAGUGAUAUUCAACCUUUAGAAAACCUGCUUCCAUUUGAGCAGGUUUCAGAUGUUUAACUGUUAGUUUGUGCAGAAACCACCGUCUUAACCACCUCAGUCACACAGUCUUCAUUCAUACAGACAGAGCCAACUUCAGCACAGAGUCAGUCUUACGGAGGUGUUUCCUGAGAAAAGUCUGAACAGUCAGAUUUGUGACUUAUUGUUAUUACCUGCUGUUUCUUCAUUCAUCUGAUCGGACAUCUCCCCUCUCGCAGCAGUUUUUGGCGUCUAACUAUAGAGAUGGUCAGUCUUGAUUCUGAGGUUCCUGUUUGCUGUCGUAGGUCAUAUUGAGGCGUCAUGUUCAUGUUCUGGAUCAGAGAUCAGCUCAUGUUCCACCAAACCUGAUAAAAACUGUGAUCUUAGAGAAACUCCCUGCUUUGGUUUUCUCCUCUGAACAGACCGAUGAUGAUGAUGGUCUGCUCCGUCUCUGUCAUCAUCAGGUCUGUGAUUUCAGUCUGUGGUCACCGUGUGGUCGACGAUCACUCUGAAGAAAAGUCCCUUUUUUUUAUAACCACGUCGUCUCUGACUUCAUCAGUCUGAUUCAGAAAACAACACAUCUGGAAACCGCUCUAAGAAUAAGAAUAACUUUAUUGAUCCUCCGAGGGAAAUUUAGUAUUCUAUGUUUAUAAUUCAGAUAAUAAUAAUUAAUUAAUCUAUUAAUAAUAAUAAUUCUGGACGACUAAAGUCAAAACGAAGCGAGCAGAACACUUAGUGAGUCUCUAAACCCUAAAAAAUCAUAAAUGAUAGAUAUUACUCUUGAGGGUAUGUUGUCCUCUGUACCAGUAUUUUUAUAAACUUCCUUACGCCAGUGAAAAUAAAAUAAUGUCUGUACCUGUUAAUCAGAAAAAUCAACUCCUGGGCCCUCAGAAUAUUAAGAUUUUUGGUUUUUAGUUUCCAGCCUGCAGACUGACCGUGCUGGUGCACAAAAUCACUGAGCUCUACUUUAGUCUGCAGACAGUCCUCAUGUUGGGACUUUAAGAAAACAGAGACCAGCUGACAUUUGGGUCUCGAUCAUAACAUGUGCCAGUUUAUAAGAGACUUAACAGUGUUUGUUGACCUAUGAGUGAGGAGUGUUACCCCCGACCUCCACCUUCAUCCUGAUCGUCUCCUAAAAGGUCGUAUCCUCCGAUCGUAGCUGAUCGUAACCAUUCAAGUUAACGUGUCAAUUUACACCGACUUCUUUCCGUUCCUCUGCGGAUCGCCGGACUCCUCAGCUGAUCGCAAGAGUUCUAUUUUUUCUGGACGCCGGAGCAUGGCGGAUAAAUUCAGCGCAGAUUAACCCGUGCUGGAAAGGAAGUCGGGCACAGACACAAAAUAAAACAUCCGGCUUCUUUUCAAAAUAAAACACUCCGUGUUUCAGGAGGAUCGUAUUUCACACCAUGCAAACGGGCGGAGACGAACAAGUGAAAGGUUUUUAGACGUCAUUUCACCCCGAUGACACCAUGGAUGAGGAGAUGCUGAUUCUAGAAGUCUAGAAGUAGAUUUCCUCCUCUGGAAGGACACAAUCUACUGCUUAUAUGUCUAUGUGUCUGUCUUUAGAGAGACGACUCGUUAUCGCACGAUUGAACGUGAUUCAGCGGGUUCUUGUGAGUUCUUGCGAUUCCUGCUGUCUGUAAUCCGCCACGAAAUUCGCCUCACACACAGAUCCGGUGGGAAUUGGCGUACAGCGAAAAUCACCGCUGUUCCGGAUGCCGGGUUAGGGAUGUAGUGUCUGUGCUGGAGGGCAGAGCAGAGGCACACACCGCGGUCAGGAAGAAAUAGAAGAAGAAGAAGAAGUGUCAUUAAGUUUGUAUUUUGAUAAAGUAAGAUCGCUUCAGUCGGUGCAGACGAUUACAAAACUCUCGUUAUAAAGACUCCGUCUAAGGAACACCUUCUUCAGCAGAUUUUAACGAGCUUCUACCUUUAGUGGCUCCAGGUUCAAACUCGGUCUCCCACCUGUGUCAGCUUGUGGUGGCUUCCUGUCUGCUGAUUCAGCGUGGAAAGGUAGCAGCGGCGGCAGGCGUGUUUGAGCUCUGUAGACUUUACAUCAGGACAGACACGCUGCUGAAAAGAGAGAGAUUGAGAAGGUUGUGGAGUUACGUGAUCCCUCUGGUAUGUUGUGGUAGCUUGUUUGAGAGCGUAUGUGCCAGAGUAAGGCUGAUACAUCAGUCUGCUGUUUAAACCAGAGCGGCGGCGGCGGCGGCGAGCUCAUAUCUGAGAAAUCUGAGAAACCCUUUCUUUGACUUUUUAUCAGAAUUUACUUAAAACUCUGAAGGAAACAGAGUCCUGAAAACAUUUAUAAAGAUGAUCAGAAAUAGAAAUACUCACAGUCUGAUAAAGUCUGAGUCUAAAAAUAGUCCUCUGACGGCCAGGAGGUCAAACCUUUUUAGUAUCUGCUUCAGACCCAGAGACUUCCUCCUCCUCAUCGUAGACCCGGUCUAAGUAAACCCUGAGUUACUCACUGAGUCCGUCAUGGUGACUUCGCUCAGUCAGCAGUAAUCUGUCCUCCAUGAGAGCCGCCGGCCGCUGAAGGGUUAACCUGCAGCUGGAAGUCUUGAGCCGAGUGGAAAAGCGCAACUAUUUGGAAAGCGCUGUACAAAUGAAUGGAAUCCUCAGUGACCUACUUCUGCUGCUGCUGCUGCUGCGGCGGCGGCGGCGGCGAGGAGAGGCGAGAGAGGCCGGGACUGAGGCCGCCUUGUUUUAGGACCUGGAGAGUAGGGAUGAGACUUUCUGUAACUUUAGAGGAGAGACCCUCAUCAAUAUGAAAUCACAGUCCACUGAAGCAGCUGAGCGUGUUUAUUUUCGUGAUAUUUCUGACCGUUGUUGGUUCUCUGGUUCCCCCCAGUGAGACUAAAACCUGAUGUUGAUGUGAGAAAGUUCAGAUCCUGGUUUUAUUCUGCCUGCAGCAGCGUUUCACUCGUGGUUAUUGAGGAAUGUCACUUCCUGUUUUUCCUCCCCCUCGAGGAGAACAAAACGUCUUUUGAGACAAUCUGAAGAGGGACAAUAUCCGAUCAACUUGACAGGACAUGAAGAGAGCUGUCUGAGGGACCAAACACACACACACACACACACACACUAAGCGGGUGUAGUAGAGUUAGUGUAAGGGGUGGGGUUGUGAGCGAACAGUGGGCCUGGUGUUCUGAAUGACUAACUUCAUUUUCCUGUGGCGGCGGCGGCGGUGGUGUGUAUUGCUGACCUGGCCGCCUGCUCAACUAUUUGAGCUGGAAGGAAGGAGGCAGGCGGAGAGUCGGCGUGUACGAGGGAGCAGAGACACUCUCACGCUCUCUCUCUCUUUACCGCCAGAGUCCGUCAACUCAGUCAUCAGCUGAUUCAAUGAAACUUUCACCAAAGUGGAGUACGAGAGAACUGAACGCUUUCUUAACAUUCAGUCAAAAGGAGAAUAAACAUCCAAACUCUCACUCACCUCUGAGAAAGGUGAACUGUCUCUCUUCAGUGUCUGGUCUGAGUUCAUCCAUCAGGUCUACAUGAACUUGGAGGAGGAGGACUUUGUGGUGGUUGGUGGUCUACAGGUUUCAGUCCUGUCAUCAGUGUCACGCUCUUCUGUAAAACCAUCAUACCCGUUUAAACAUGCGUGUCAGUGUAAACAUAAAAAAACAUAAAAGCAUGAUACAACGGACAGUAACUACCAAUAAAUAAAAUACAACAAUAAAUAAGUUAAGACCACGUUAGAAAGAGACAGACCACACAAACAACGGGUGGUCUUCACUCUCAGGACUUCAAAUCUCCGUCCGGAUGGAAUCAGGGGAUAGAUCUGUGACAUCCACAUAGGUUGGACCUGCUCUGGUUCUUCAAAGCAGAACCACUAAUCAUCAGAGAUCUCCUCCUCUUCCUCCUCUUCUCCCUGCUGCUAAAACAAGUUUCAGUUUUUAUCAGUGAGAGUGAAGAAAGAGAUUUAACAACCAAGUCUAAAGUCACAGAAAUUAACAAGGUAAGGCCAAUUUAAUCCAAAUUAGAGCAGACUGAAUCAACCGUCUUCAAAAACAGGAACUAAACUAGUGAGUGGAGACGAAACACUCGGAGACAACUGAGGAAAGUGAGGAGGAGGAGGAGGAGGAGGAGAGCUCAUCAGGUUAUGGAGAAGGAGGUGAUCAUGCAGGUGACAGGUGGGAGUGGAGGGGUCUGACAUGAUCCAGGAGAUGAGCAUAAAAAUAAACACACUUAAGACAGAAAUAAUAAAAACCAAAACCUUCUUUAUCUUUAACCUUUAGAGUCAAGAAAGACAUUUAUAAAUAAACAAAUAUUAUUAUUAUUAUUAUUAUUAUUAUUAUUAUUAUUAUUAAACUCUUCUUCUUCUUAUUGUUAUUAUUAUUAUCAUUAUUAUUAUUAUUAUUAAACUCUUCUUCUUCUUCUUAUUGUUAUCAUUAUUAUCAUUAUUAUUAUUAAUAAACUCUUCUUCUUCUUCUUAUUGUUAUUAUUAUUAUUAUUAUUAUUAUUAAACUCUUCUUCUCCUUCUUCUUCUUCUUCUUCUUCUUCUUCUUCUUCUUCUUAUUAUUAUUAUUAUUAUUAUUAUUAUUAUUAUUAUUAUUAUUAUUAUUAUUAUUAUUAUUAUUAUUAUUAUUAUUAUUAUUAUUAAUAAACUCCUCACACCUCUAGUCAAGGUUUCGACUUCAUGUGACGACCAUCACUAUAAUCCUCCAAUAUCCAAACAAGCAUAGAAGAAAGAUGGUCACUGGUAAUGUGGCGUGAUCUGGUGAUGUGUUGAGAUCCAGGUGUGAGUGUAGACCCCCUCACACAAAUGUUUACCUCCAUGAAGAACCAGGAGAAACCUUGAAGGUUUAGAUAAAUGACCAGGACACGGGUCACUCUGGAUUAUCUCCAGAAGGAACCCGAACAAACCCGUGGACUCACGGUCAGCUGACCUCAGAUGGAGCUCAUGGUGUCGGACUUCUUUAAAUGUCUGAAUCCAUGUGAGCUGUGAAGGUGUGGGUUAUUGGAGUGUUCUGGUAUCUGAUUGGUUCAUAGACUGGCUGUAGUUCCUGUGCUGUUUGAGUUUUUUGCACAGGUAUUAAAACCGUCUGACCGGAGAACCUCAGCUGUUCCUCUAACCCGAUGAAGAGUGUCAGAGGUUCUCGUUGACCUGUUGUUGUUUCUUUUUCAGAACCAAAUGUUUGUUUUUUUGUUUUUGAGCUUCAACAGUUUCAGAGAAGUUUCUGGUUCUGUCUGAAUCUAGGUCAAAAAAGGACUUCCAGCUGAAUGAUUACUUUUCAUCAGGCAGCAGCUUUUACUCCUGAUGUUGUGGUGAGAGAGAAAUGAGUCUGUAUGAGAAAACUGAGUCAGAGGGGAAGUCAGCAUUGUAUAAUGGUUAGUAUUACUCAGUGGAUUCCUGCUCCGCUCUCUGCCUAAACUAGGUCUGAUGAAAAGCUGGGCUGGAAAUCAGCAUUCCCGGCUGAGGCGGUAAACGGUUCCGGUGUUGGGGAUACUGUCUAGGAAUGUGGGCACGUAGGAGCACACUUGAGUCAGGCGCUCUCUGAGGUUGGACGGGGGCUUUUCCAGCGUGGGGGGAAAAAGACACAGUGGAAAAGGAAAACUGAUUCCACCUUCAGCGGCGCUAAGGUCUCCUGAGUACACCGCGGUAUUACAGAGGGGAGGAGGAGGAGGAGGAGGAAUGGGUGGGUAGGAGGAAGGAAAGAAUGGAGGCUCAGAAAAUACUGGUACCAUUUUUAACAGAACUAUUUACUCUGCAGGUCUGACUUUCUUCAAGACCUCAUGGUGACAAACAGACUCUGAAAAGGUUCACUUUGUCUUCAUGAAGAGCGGCGGGCUGAGAGCUGAUAGAAAACGCAGGAAAAUAAAUGUAUGAUCACAUUUUUACAAAGUCGAGACGCUUCACUGCAUCUCCCAGUAACCCUCUGUAAGUGUUGGGGGUCCGAGCAGACCAGUUUUCUGGACUUUUGAAGGUGGACUGUUGUCCUUCCCUGAUAGAGGAUUUGAGCGGACCACCAGUCCGGGGUCUGCGUUCUCAGGUCUUUUUGCAGCUCUGUGACGGGUCGGCUCCCCUCUAUUAUGGAGUUAUCGUCCGUGCAGAAGCUGGUUUCCUGUUGUACCUGAAGAAAGUGUUUCACAGAUUUUAUCUUCUACUCCACUUAUCCGUUUCAGUCAUGGGUGGGCUGGAGCCUAUCCCAGCUGUCAUGGGGCGAGAGGCGGGCGGGGUACACCCUGAAUCGGUCGUAGGCCUGUCACGAUAACAAAUUUUGCUGGACGAUAAUUGUGCUACAAAUUAUCGCCGAUAAACGAUAUUAUUGACACAGUUUUUUAAAUUAUAGAUAAUGAUAUUAUAUGGCAUAAUAAUGCGAGUACACCCUGUCAAAAGUGAUAAACUUUAAUUUCCACACGAGAACAACACUGGUUGUUUUCGUUGACUAAAAUAUUUCCCUUUUCUCCCACGACGAAGACGUAACGUUGACGAGCUAAUCAUAAGUCGGAGAUGACUAAAAUGUGACGAGACGAAAGUGCGUUUACGUUGAUGGGACGAGACGAAAAUGACGAACAGAGUUGCAAAACUCAGUCAGUUAAACGCUAAACAUAUAGGAGCAGCUUCAGUCCGCUCUGACAGCUCUCAUCAGCCUGCUGUGCUCCUCCAACACACAGACACACACGCACGCACGCGCGCACACACACACGUGGAGUUUUUGACGAAAAGAAAACUGGUUUAAAGCCGAAAUAUUCCCACACUUGGGCUGUUGCGUUCGGUUUAGACACCAAAGCUGUCGUGUUCAUUCUGUUAGCUUGCUUUUCACUCACGACGCUCACUUGCAGCACUGUAUCCAAAAGUCUGUGUCUGUGUGCCUGUGCGCGCCUACGUGUACCUGUGCGCGCCAGCCCCCUCGUGACAAAGAUACUGAAUGACUGACAGGAGGGUUCACUAACUCCGUUCAUUCCGCUAUAGAGCCAACGCCCCCAGGUGCCGGGAACAAUGCACAGAGUGAGACCUCUUCUCUCAUCCAGCGUGUUUGGUAGCGAGAGAGGAGGAAAACAAACGCACGUUAAUUAUCGAGGCUGGCAAAGUUAUCGACCUCGUUUUUAUUUAUCGAGCGAUAAGGCGAUUUAUUGAUUAUCGCGACAGGCCUAAUCGGUCGCCAUAUAGAUUUCAUAGAUUUCAUAACCUGUACUAUCAAACACUGGUGACGCUGUCCAGGCCACAGGCGCCUGUGAAUCCUCUCCUCUCUAUAGGGCUCUAUGACGUCCGUUUUAAUGUUUUAGAAUUCAGUUUUUUACCUUUUGCACUUAUUUACUUCCGUAGUGUGUGUGCUUUCAGUGUCAGUUAAUAAAAUGAAAAUAUUCCUAAAUCUAUAGCUGUAAUACAUCAUUGCCUAGUAUUUCAAGUCAAAACAUCAUGUUGUAACAUAACAGUGUACCAGUAGGUGCUUUAAGUACAAAGUUUGAAUCGUUUUUAAAUGGUUGAGUAAAAGAAAUAACUGAAUGUUUCUCACGUGUGUUUUAGACGAUAAGUGGUCGUCACGUUUGGAUAUCGCUCGGCUCUGAACUUCGGAGACAGACACGAGUUUUGACGUUUUUUUCGUGGAUGUAGCCGAUGUCUCUGGUAGCUGUUGGACAUGCUGUUUAUUCAGGAGGGAGGGGGCAGGUCAGUGUUUGUGAAGAGAUGUACGAGUGGUGCCACAAAUCAGCGGUCCCCGAGAACAUUUCCCUGACAAACGUUCCUUCUCCUCACCACAACAGCAUUUUAGUCACAUUAUGGCAAUUCCCGUGAGAUUUCGUGUUUAACGGUAUAAUUUAUUGAAUUUAUUGGAUUCCCUUCGGGGAUAAAUAAAGUUCUUCUUCUUCGAUUCUGUUUUUAUUGGCCAAUUCAGCGAUUCCGUUAAAGCUGAAAUCAUAAGGCCUUAUCUCCGGAGCAGAGGUUGUCCAUGUUGUGUUGAUUUCCAAAAAAUAGCGUCAGGUUUUUUACCCGGUGUUCCCGGGUUCUGUGGUCUCCUCUUGGUGUGGUUCAGUUCCAGCCUUCAUUCUCGGCUGAAACUGCGUCCACUGGCAGUGGUUUAUAGUGGACGCAGUGAUUUCCUCCACAGAGUCAUGUCUGUUAUUUUUACAUGCAGUGCUUCCUGAGGAACGUAGCCUCCAGUAUUGGUUUUUCCCCUGAUCCUUGAAAAAAUGGCUGCUGCUGACGGCGAAGGAUCUGCCGAGGAUGCUGAGCGCUGAGAGGAACACUGAACUCUAUUCAGUUUUCAUGGAGAAAUGAGCCGGAUCAGUUCGCACAGCUCCUCACUGUAAUACUUGUGAUGGUUAGUGUUUCCUAACUGGAACAAAGACAGCAGUAAAAAUAAACAGGUGUAACAGCAGCAGCAGCAGCAGCAGCGCUCAGGUGUGUUGUGUGUUGUUGUUGUAACACCUGUAAUUGUCAACAUCCUCUCCAACAUGUCAUUGGCCAUUCUGUCCCAGAGAAAAGAAAACUCUUGUCUCCGUCCAAACUAUUUCGUCGCACCCCCGCAUGAGCAAACAGUUUAUUUCUGGAAGUUGACGGCGUGUUCUGUGAACUCGUUCUGAACCUCAGGAAUGGGGACAGACGACCUGCCAAAACGAGCAGAGGAGAAGAAGAAAUAAAGCUCGUCUUUUCCCCUCAGCUGCGACAGCAGAGGUUUCUGCUUCUUCUUCCAGGUGUUUGUGUGUCUUUAAAAACCAGAGGAGAGCAGACGACACGCUGAUGGAAGCUACGAGAAGCCUCAGACAUGUUGAGCUCUUGUUGUUUAUCUCUGAGAGAGACCAACAGCGUUCCUCUGAGAGUGUGGAUUAUGCAAUCAAGCUCCUCAUAAAGGCUUGUGGUUUUCCUUCCUCUCUGAACUCGUCUCAUCCUGGCUUUGCUGUCCACCAGCAAGUUUGGAUUACUGCAGCAUGUGCAUCUGUGUGUGUUUCACUGAACCUCAUCGGUCAGACACACGAUCAGCAGUCAGGACUGACAUUAGGGAGGUGUUUCAGAGUGGCGGAGGACACGCUCAAAACACAACUAACUCACUGUGUGAAGUGAGUUUAAGUUUGUUUUUGGAGAAGAUGAAGAUCUUCUAAAUCCAGAAAACACUGAACGUCUGCCUCAGUUUUUGAACAGAGAACAAAAGUGAUUGAUGAAUCUCAGAGACUCUCAAUCGAGAGCGGGUGGACUGAUGGUCAAUAAAAAUCUGUUUUUUUUACAUGUAAAGAAAUAUAACAAUUAUAUGUUAAAAAUUGAGAAAGAAGUCAUAUAUAAUCCCACUAUUCACAUUUUAACCUGAUCCAUCUUUGCAUCGUCAGGUUUAUGGCCUAUACUGCAGCCAGUCAGCAGAGGGAGCUCUACAUCUUUAGGCUUCACGAUCAGUAACAACUUGUGGUGUAUUUUUGAUGUACUGUCUGUACUAAUAAGAAAAAAAAAAAAAAAAAGCAGUUCUAAGAGUAAAUGUUACCCAGAUGGAGGGGAAAUUACUGUGUGACACCAAAGUGUUUCGAUAUGACCAGAUAUGAUAUAAUAUGAUACAAUACGACACAGUAUGAUAUAAUAUGAUACAAUAUAAUAUGAUACAAUUGGGUAUGAUACUGUAUGAUACAAUAAGAUAAAAUAUGAUAUGAUACAGUGUGAUAUGUUAUGUCAUGAUACGAUACAGUAUGACACGAUAUGAUACAAUAUGAUACAUUAUAAUACGAUAUGAGACAGCAUGAUAUAAUAUGAUACAAUAUGAUACGGUAUGAUAUGAUAUGAUAUAUAUGAUACAAAAGUGAACAACAUAACAGUUUUUUCUUUUUUUUUUACCUUGACAACAGCCUCAUUAUACAUCAAUCAUUGAUAAUAGUAAAAACCACUUUUCCGGCCUUAAAGGGGAUGUUGUGCAUUAAUUCAGACUCUAGACUUUCUCUCUGGUUUCUCUUUAAUAUCUUUAAAUGAUUUUCAGAUCAAACAAAAGGAGCCUUCUGUUUCUUAUUCUAAUGAAAUAUAAUUAUUUCAGCCUCUGUCUGAAACGCUUGCUUUUAUCCGUGUCAUUAACUACAGCUGUGUUGUCUUUUUCACAGCUGUACUAAAAAAAAAAAUCUAUUUUAGUAGUUAAAUAGUUUUUAUCACUAAGAAUAAUUCAGUGUCAAUGAAGGAAAACGAACGAAGAAAUAAAAAUAUGAAGUGUUAAUUUAGAUUGUGUUGUAGUUACAAGAGAAUACACAACAGAUGGUUCUUCUGUGUGUGUGUGUGCGUGCGCGCUUGUGUGUGUCAGUGUAUGUGUGGUUGAAGGGAGAGAGCAGAAGAGGGUGAGAACAGGUGAGGGAUACCAGUCUGUCUCAUAGAUGACCAGUCAGUCUGGUCCUGACCAAAGCAGACAUACAGGCGUAUAAUGUUUCCCCACAUAGCGGUCCAGACCCUCAGCCCGGCCCUUCCCCGUCCCCGCCCCACUCUCAGGCAGCUGGCUGUGCUAUACACUGCACUUCUUGUGUAAGUCGCUGUUUAAGCUCAGGAGCCAUCCAGUCUUGGCUGCACAAACAAGCAGGUCUCUACAGACAACAAGCCUGCACACUAAAUAACACAAGUCCACUCCGGAUCAGAAAAAAAGGGGGUCUUGGGUUCCCCACUGUCAGCAAGUGAAGUCUGGAAAACCCAAAACCUUCAGUGACUGUCAGUUUAACGUCACACUGAUUAAAACCUGUGGAUGUUUUUAGGACGACAUUAAAGGGGAACAUUUGACAUUUGACAACGCCCUCGAAGACACAUGUCAGAAAAGUUAGUAUUGGGGCGUAAUGACCUGUGUGUAAUAAUGACAUGUUUGUGUAAUAAUGACCCGUUUGUGUUAUACUGACCAGUGUAAUAAUGACAUGUUUGUGUUAUACUGACCCGUGUGUCACAUCCUCUCACUACAUUAUUGGACGAUGUUGGUAGGGCUGGACGAUAAAUAGAAAAUUUUACGAUAUUGAACUUUACGACAAUAACCGACGUCAUUUUGCUCAUAUCGGUAUAUUUGGUGUCAAAAAAAUCAAUAAAGUUGUUUUUGGAUGUGUGUAGGUAGUCUGUGGUCUCAUGUCCCUUUAAGACGCUGUCCUAAAUCAGAGACGUGACUCCACCCCAUCCAGUCUGUAACAAAGAGGGACAGACGGGUGAGGAGAUGGAGGACGGUUCAGAAGUUGGAGCGGCUGAAGUAGACGAAGUUAAAGUGGGAGGGGGUGAGCAGCUGGUGGAGUAGUUAUCGUCCAUUUAUCGUUAUCAAGGUGAACUGAUCAAUAUAUCGUGUUAUUGAUUUGAGGCCAUAUCGCCCAGCCCUAGUUAAUGAGUCAGGUGGUCUGUUUCCUCUUUGGAGCAGAUUUGAUUUUAGAUUAAAGUCCAUCUCAGACGAGGUGAAGUGGACUGUGUUUCUGGGUCACAGACGGCAGGUUUCAGAGUGGGUUCUGAGUUUUUGCAGUGAUGUCCACUUCAGAGACCUGUCUGUUUUUAAAGCAGACUGAGGACCUGAAGAUCAGGACCAUCCAGUCCUGUCUGUUUUGAACAGGUUUCUCCAGACUCUGAAUCUUUGGAUGAUAUUAUGAGCUGUAGAGACUGAACUCUCGUUAAACCUGUCGCUGGUGUCAGAUUACGAAUUAAUAAUGGCGUUCGAGUUGGAGGAUGUCCUCUGAGCAUUUGUUGUUAUAAUAAUGAAGGUGGGGGUCUUCUGUAAAUAUCCCUCCUCUGCAGGGGUCAUGACCUCUACAUGUAUUCAGGAGUGAGUUACCUUAAAGACUCGAGUUAUUUAAGACGUCAGUGAGUCCGUCUGUCUCAGCUGUAGGGACGAGUGUCUUUCGUUUGCAGCUUCAGCCUCGGCUGUGUCCCUGACUGUCCUCUCUGUCCUCACAUGAAUGGACAGUGGGGACACAGCAUGGUGCCACCAACCACACUCCUUUGCUUUUGACCGGUUGACGCUGUCUUGGCUGGUACACACAGACUGACGUCAGUCGAACCAGCCGGUGAGAGAGCCCCAUGGUAACGGUUGCCGUGGCGGCUGUACAGCAGCGGUCUUUGGAUCCUGAAAAUGACCUCACCGAGGCGGACCGCUGUGUUUGCUGCCCGCUCCAAGACUUACGGAGUUGGUCACCUCUGGGUAAAGACGGCUCCACCUCUCAUCUGGAUGUCGUGGUUAAUAAACAGAACAUGACCUCGAACGCAGCCCAGAAGGAGAGGAAACAUACCUCCAAGAGGACGCCAACCAUUAAGGGGGUCCCGAUACAACGUUUUGACUUCUGACACGAUACAGAUAUUAUAGCCUUCAGUAUUGGCCGAUACCAAUAUUGAUCCAAUAUUGGCACAUAAUUGUGCAUGACAAGUUUUUCUCUCAGCUGCAACAUCUUUUUUGGACUUAAAUGAAAAAUACUCCCACACAGCCGACAUCACUCCUACUCCUCUUUAGCGUCUGCUUCCCUUCCACAAAAAGGACGCUGGGGUGUAGGUUCGCUUGCAUCUGUGACUCAUUCAAUUAUCAGUCCAUUUUGAGCGUUAAAAAGGUGAUUUAUUGUUCCAGAAAAGAAAAGAAAAACACGUUGAUUCAGGUCUAAAACUUUUGCCUUGCAAUGAAAAAGUGAUGAGAUGAAAUGAGGUUAAAACAGGAUGAAUGAAACGGUGAAAAACCGUCAACAGAAAAUUCUCAGAGCUUACCGAAAACCAUUACCUGAGCACACCGGUGAGAUUUAAAUAACCCGCCAAACAUCCCAAAACCACACCCCUCAGUGACCAUCCCCGGACGUGACGUACCGUACAGUAGAAAUCAUCUCCUAAACAAAUAUAUUUUGGCUCUAACAUCCUCUCUACUUUAUUACUUUAGUACACACUGUUGCUGUGAUUUUGUGGGCCCUACAUGCUGGAUCUGGGCGCUGAUAGAUUGAGGUGCUGGAGCGGAGUCUGGAAUGGACUGGUUUUAUCAGAGAUUUUAGAUGCUGGUCGACAUAAUACGAUUUCUUCUUUUGCUGAUAUCGGACUGAUUUCUGAUAUCAAUAAUGUAUCGGGACAGCCCUACCCACCAUGUCAACAUGUUCUGGGAUCCUUGUUCAAAUCCGGAUGCUGGCGUUGGGCUCUAAGGCUCUGUUCACACUGCAGGUCAUUCUGUGUGAACAGGUCAGUUCUGAUUGGUUCUGAUCCGACCCAGGCCUCUUCUGUAUGUGGAUAUAAAUCAGAUAUGUAUCAGAUGUGACUGCAGUGUGACGCUCAGGUCGCGUUCAUCCGACCUUUACGUCAUCAAUAUGAGACAAACGUCACCAUUGUUCAACGAAACAAACAGGCGCAGAGAGCAAUGGCGAACGAGGGAACGGAGAACGGCCAUUGGUGAAAAGAAGAAACAUCAGAGUUGAUAAAUAUACGAGGAGACCGGUCAGUUCAAGAGUCACCGUUCACAUUAGAUGCUGCGUUCGUUGUUGUAAUGUGAACGACCGCACAAAAAGAUCGGAUUCAACAAAAAAUCUGAACCGUGCAUCAGAACCUGAACGUAGCCUGAGUCCGACUCCAGGUUUGAGCGGUGACACAGACUUUCUCACAGCCUCCAUCCCUCUGAACUCAGCGUCUCCUCCAGCUGUCGUCCCGUCACUGUUUUUCUUUCUGUUUCUUUGAGCUCCAUCUACUGUCACAGGGAUACGACCGGAGGCUGAAGUUGUAAAAAGCCAAGGAUUCUGGGUAAACCAAAGUUCACGUGACGUUUGCUUUGUGCUCAUCACAAGUUCAUGCCCACGCUGGAUGUGUAACUGAAGGAGGUAAAAGCAGGAACAGUAAAUGUGUCCUAAAGUCACAGACCCACCAAUCAACCAGUGACAACACACUUCUCUGUCUGUGUGUGUGUGUGUGUGUGUGUGUGUGUGUGUGUGUGUGUGUGUGUGUGUGUGUGUGUGUGUGUGUGUGUGUGUCUCUCUCCUUCUCGGCAGCAGGUUCGUGAAUAAACCUUUUUUAGCACAAAGGGAAAUGAAGCUCCUUCUUGUUCUGGAGAGGAGGAGGAGGAGGAGAAGUGGGUUGGAGUAGCGGAGUGAGGGACAGAGAGAGCGGCUGGUGGGCUCCUCCUGACUGCCAUUUCCUUAAAUAGAGUUGUGGGCUUCUGUGGUCCGGCCCUGGCAGAGUGGAGGCUCACAUUCCCAACAUAACUGCAAUCUCCACAUUCAGAGCUUUACCAACACCGGAGUGUGAGGUAGACUUCCACAGGUAGACUGCAGAUCCUUCACGUUAGCUUCAGCUCCCAGACGUCCUACCAUCAGCAGGGGAGAGGAGGAGGAGGAGGAGGAGGAGGAGGGGAUGUCGGAAAAAGACUUGAGAGGAAGUAAGAGAGGAGAGGAAGUGAAGGAUUGUUCUUCAUUCAUGCAAAAGCGAAGAAUCCUCCCCCACAGUCGAGAGGGAAACAACUGUGGUUGGAUUUGUGUCUGAUUGAUUAAAAAGAUCUCAGAGUUUUUCUUCAGCGCCUGGAACAAAGGAGUCGAUAAGAAGGUCCCAGGUCCCUCAGCCCCUGUAGAUAAAAACAAACAUCAUCCAAUAAGUGGAGAAAAGCUUUCUGUGAAUAAGGAAGAGAGAGAGAGAGAGAGAGAGAGAGAGAGAGAGAGAGAGAGAGAGAGAGAGAGAGAGAGAGAGAGAGAGAGAGAGAGAGAGAGAGAGGGAGAGGGAGAGGGAGAGAGAGAGAGAGAGAGAGAGAGAGAGAGAGAGAGACUGAGAGAGAGAGAGAGAGAGAUGAGUCGUCAAUAAGUUUCCACAACACUCAAGAAAACCGAAUUAUCGCCUUAUUCCGAUGAAGACCAGACAACUGAAGGUCAUGUAAACACCUUAGUCCGACUAUAAUCAGAGUUUAAGAACUCAGAUUAAUUCACCCAGAUAAUGUGAUCGGAAUUCGAUGUUGAUCAGACAGUACAUGUGCGCCGUGCCCCCGUAACCCCAUAACAAACCCCCAGAGUAGAGGAGUAGCGUUGGUCUCCUCUUUAGAAAAAGUAGCGCGUCCAUCAUGUCGGACAAAAACAACGCUGUACGAUGCUCCAUCUUCUUGUUUCUCCAAAAUGCCCAGCAGCAGUUGUAGACACUUCUGACGUCUGACACCGACCUGCUGUUGUUGUUGUUGACGGUUGGAUGGGGUCGGAAACAGCGCCGCUGAAAAGACCCAUAUCGCCCCCUAGUGUUGGGGAGGAGGACACGUUCACGUCAAUAAUUCAGUUUUCUCAGCUGCAUGUAAACGAGGACGAGGAGAGAAGUCUGAUUCAGAGAAAAAGACGAAUUAUGAGUUUAGUCUGAUUAAACUGAGACUGUAAACGUACUGAGUGAGUGAAGACCAUAAAGUUCUAACAAAAAUCUUCAUUAUAUUUAACAUAUGACUUUAUUAAACUGAUGAAACUGAGUCGACACCCCUGAGACUCUGAAGGACAGUCAAUGAAAACAGGAGAACUUCAGUUUGAGUUUAUUUUGACGUGACGGUGAAUAAAAAUGAUGAACCCGGACUGGAGGACGUGUCUGCUGAUCAUUGAUCCAGUUUAAAGGGUUCUGGUGUUGGCUGACCCGGUUCAGAUGAGGUCCAGAGUCGAGGAUACUCCUAUAGUGAAGGCGGUAAAACUGAUGAGAGCAGGAGCUGAGACGAUGAUGAUGAUGCUUUUCCUUUUCCUCCUAAAGACACACACACAGACACACAUGCAGGUGCUUCCCUCUGUGGAAGGACACACACACACACUCACACACACACACACACACACACACACACACACACACAGAGAUCUUGCCCUCUGUUUAAAACAUUACUCAGUAUAAAUAAGAGCCGGUUUACACGCUCUCUCUCUCUCUCUCUCUCUCUCUCUCUCUCUCUCUCUCUCUCUCUCUCUCUCUCUCUCUCUCUCUCUCUCUCUCACAGACUGUUGUUGUUUUUUCACGUCCUCUACACUGAGCAGGUGUGCUGGCUGUGAUGAUGAUGAUGAUGAUGAUGAUGAUGAUGAUGAUGAUGUCGAUGUCGUCUGACUGCUAUGAAAAGGUGGACUUCCUCUUCCUGGUCUAUUCUGGUCUCAGGUCUCUGAUGAAACCCCCGGAUACUCGCUCCUCCUCAGAGCGGUUUCAUUCAGCAGGAGUUCCUUCACUGACUCAGACACACUGAUCUUUAUUUAACAGUCAGAGGACAGACUUCUGUUUUUGAUUUUAUCUUUUUAAAAUCAUUUAAAAUCAUUUAAAUCAGACCCCCUCUGGUUUUAUUGAUGUCCUCUUUUUUAAACUUUAACGACUUUAAAUGAUUUCCUGACUUUCUCUUUGUUGUUGUAUCCAGUAAAUCAGGAGUUUUAAUCAUUGAUAAUACACCAGCAUGUAAAGGCAGAGGAACUAAAACAUUAUUGAUAAUGAAAGUAGGAGGAGCCUAACAGAGUCAGUGAGUUCAGACCCGAGCGUGGAGCUCUGAGAGUGAACCGAGGCUGAACCUGAACCUCCGUGAUCUCAUGUCGAUUCUGUUCGAUCAUAUUUCUGUUACCUGUUUGAACAGCUGGAGGCCGACAUGAUCCUGUUUCCUUCUCCUCCAAUAUGACCCAAAAAUGGAAAUAUCACUUCCUGUCUUAUUGUUGAACGGCAUUCUGGGAAAGAGAGGAACUUUGCACAUGGAUUUUCUGAACUAGAGGAAACAGCAGCUCUACUCCUCUUUUCUUCUUCUUCCUCCUUCUCUCCUUCCUCCUCCACCUCCUCCUGCUCCUCCCCCCUCGGCUCUCUAAGUCAGUUAUGUGUCAGUAGGUCAGGAUGAGGCCAAGGUCAGGCUCUCUCUCCCUCUCUCUCUCUCUCUCUCUCUCUCUUUGUCCCUCUCUCUCUCUCUCUCUCUCUCUCUCUCUCUGUCUCUCUCUCUCUCUCUCUCUCUCUCUCUCUCUCUCUCUCUCUCUCUCUCUCUCUCUCUCUCUCUCUCUCUCCUGUUGACACCAGUGAACCUUCUAGUCUCAGUCUAACCCUUGUAACCCCCCCACCCCCAUUUUUCCCGCCCUCUCCUCUCACACGUGUGUGUGUGUGUGUGUGUGUGUGUGUGUGUGUGUGUGUGUGUGUGUGUGUGUGUGUGUGUGUGAGAGUGUGCACAAGGCCCUGGAGCCUGUGUUGGGGCCUGUGGGAGCCUGUCUGCACUUCUUGUUGGGACAUGGUCUCUCUCUCUCUCUCUCUCUCUCUCCCUCUCUCUCCCCCUCUCUCUCUCUCUCUCUCUCCCCUCUCUCUCUCAGGGUGGGGUGAAGUUGUAUAGCAUUAGAUCAUAUAUUCUGAGCACCACACCUUCCUCUCUGUAAAUACUCUCUCCCUCUCUCCCUCUCUUCUUCUCCUCCUUCAGUAUUUCAGUUGACCUCUGUUUCUUCUUUUCUUCAUUUUUUAUCAUUUCAUGUUCUCGUGUUCCUCUGUCAUGUGUUUUCUGACAGACGUGUUCAUGACUUUGUUUCGUCUCGUUGCGUCCUCCUCUCUAUUCUGUAGUUUUUGUCUUUCUCUUACUUUAAGUCUGUCUCUGUAACGAUGACUGUGGGUCUAAAAUCUCUCAGUGUCUCUGAGGGUAAAGACGCCGUCAGUCAGUCCACCUGGAUUCAGUAAACUUACAUGUCAUCAGUCAUGUUAGCGCUGAGACCAUGAAACACACACUUAGACUCUUCUAUCUCACGGGUUGUUCUCGGGCUGGAUGAUAUGUCCUCAAAUCAAUACCUCGAUAUAUUGAUCAGUUCACCUCGAUAACGAUAAAUGGAUGAUAACUACUCCACGGGCUGCUCAGCCCCUCCCACAUUAACUUCGUCUACUUCAGCCGCUCCAACUUUUGAACCGUCCUCCAUCUCCUCACCUGUCUUUACCUCUUUGUUACUGACUGGAAGGGGCAGAGUCACGUCUCUUACGUAGGACAGCGUCUUAAACCCCCUAAUCUCCACCUUCAUCCUGAUCGUCUCCUAAAAGGUCGUAUCCUCCGAUCGUAGCUGAUCGUAACCAUUCAAGUUAACGUGUCAAUUUACACAGACUUCUUUCCGUUCCUCUGCGGAUCGCCGGACUCCUCAGCUGAUCACAAGAGUUCUAUUUUUUCUGGACGCCGGAGCAUGGCGGAUAAAUUCAGCACAGAUUAACCCGUGCUGGAAAGGAAGUCGGGCACAGACACAAAAUAAAACAUCCGGCUUCUUUUCAAAAUAAAACACUCCGUGUUUCAGGAGGAUCGUAUUUCACACCAUGCAAACGGGCGGAGACGAACAAGUGAAAGGUUUUUAGACGUCAUUUCACCCCGAUGACACCAUGGAUGAGGAGAUUCUAGAAGUCUAGAAGUAGAUUUCCUCCUCUGGAAGGACACAAUCUACUGCUUAUAUGUCUAUGUGUCUGUCUUUAGAGAGACAACUCGUUAUCGCGCGAUUGAACAUGAAUCUGCAGGUUCUUGUGAGUUCUCACGAUUCCUGCUGUCCGUAAUCCGCCACGAAAUUCACGUCACGAAUGGAUCCAGUAGGAAUUGGCGUCCUUUCAGGAUGUGGUCCCGUAGCCUACCUACACACGUCCAAAACCAACUUUGAUUAAUUCAGUUUUUUUGACACUGAAUGUACCGAUAUGAGCAAAAUGACAUCGGUUACCAUCGUAGAUUUCUGUAUCGGUUAAUUUUCGGUUUAUCGCCCAGCUCUACGUUGUUCACAAAAAUCAGUAUUUUCAGAAACUCACAAACUGAGAGGAGAGCUGGUUUUGGAUCCUGGAGUCCUUCACUUCCAUCUUCAUCUCCUCUCACAUGAUUUUAACCACCUGACAGGUUCCUGAGUUUUCUCUGACCGCCCCCCUGAUUUAUGACGCUGUGCUCCUGUCUGUCUAUGAACUCAUUAGUUACUCAGUGUUACUGCAGGCUUGUUGUUUUAGCACAAUCUCACUGUUUGACCUUUUGAAAUGAUAGUUAUCAACAAUAUGACUUCUUGCUCUUCCUUCGAUUUUUGCUCCUGAAUAAAACUUUGCACUUUGCACACGGUCCCUCAAACUUCUGCUCUUCAGAGAGUCUGAGAUCGUCUGACUCUGACAGAUUUAUAUAGUUGUAGUUUCACAUGGCCAAACAGUGAAACCAGCUCUGUCACCAUCAUAACUUCUCCACCAACAGGACGACACACAGCCUGACCAGCAUCUCCAGUGUUUGUGUUCACCACAGAGCUGAGCGUGAUGGUCGGAGAGAGAGAGAGAGAGAGAGAGAGAGAGAGGGAGAGAGAGCAGUCUUACUUAAUGUUGAGCUUCAAUAGAGAAGGAGGGCUCAUUCAGUGUGUGUGUGUGUGUGUGUGUGUGUGUGUGUGUGUGCGUGUGUCCGUUAGGAAUCACUGCAUUCUUCAGCAGCAGGCUCUGUGGUAUGCCAGCACAUUCCCCACUGCUGAGCUGGAGAAUCCACUCGGAAAGAAGAAGCAGGAGCGGGAACUUUUCCUCUCUCCACCCUCCCACCUCUUCUCACUCCACCCAACCGUUACUCGCUCCGUCUUUACUCUUGUUCUCGAGGGUCUCCUUUCUCUCCCCUCACCGCUUCUUUUCACUCGCCCGCAGAAGUUUUCCUCGUUUCUCAGAGUCUGUGUUCGAGUCGAGGAUGUCUCAGUGUCUCUCCCUUUUGUCUUUCAGUCUCCUCUUCUUCGUCAUAACCCCUCCUAAACUAACCUCUCCUCUCCUCUCCUCUCCUCUCCUCUCCGCCAGUUUUCAUGUUUGUUUUGCUAACAGAGGAAGCUCAGGACAGAGGUUUAGAGGACACACACGCACACACACACACACACACACACAGCACAUACCAUGGACUAGAUUAACCCUCCAUGGUUACACCUCAGCUGAAGUGUCAUCUUUGGCUGAAACCUAAUAGGAGGAGUUGUUAGCUGGUUAUGAAACAGUCUCAUUUUAACUCUGCUGCUGCCUCUCUAUGACCCACAGAGACCAUCACUGAGAGACUGAGAACAGACACCGUUUCUCAGGGGUCACUCUCACUGGAGACCUCUGUGUGUUUACAGUUUACCCACUGAGAAACACGUCAGUGAGAGGGCGGGAGCGCGGCGUGGAAAUGAGCGAAGAACAGCGAGCGAAGAUAACGUCCAUAAAAGACGAACAGGCGUUCAGACCGAGUCAAUCAAUCACAGUUUUAGGACUGAACCUCCUGAAACUAGCCGCACUUCCUUUGACCUCUGCUGAUGGUCACAUGACCUGGUCGUUACGGCCGCUGUGUCUCAUGUCUCCUCAGAGAUCUUCAUCUGGUUUCCUCGGUCUGAGUUAGAAGUUUAUCCUGCUCGUCUACGCUGAGAUGUAGGGCUGGGCGAUAAAACGAUAACGAUAUAACGAAAAUUAAUUUCCCUCAUUAUCAAUAUGAAACAUGAUCAAUGUGCUUUUCAAUAGUCGUCAUUCUGACAUGUUUUGGUCGACUAUACGAACAGCCAAUGAAAAGGGGAGUGUCUCCGGGUCUGAACCAAUCAUGUUCUGAAUUAGAACCAAGUAUCAACCAACUGCAGCGUCGUAGCAGACAGCAGCUCCACCCAACCAUAGCACUUUAACAGGUGAAGCCGACAGCACUGUUGGUGAGAAACAAAGAAAAUGAGUGCUACCCCCGACAGAAAUGACCAUGAAGGCUCAACAGAUGACCACAUCAAUGUCAACCACAACACUGGCGUUAGGAAAACGUCGGUGGUGUGGAGGUAUUUUGGUUUUUGGAGGUCGGACAUGAAGCAGAGUAAUGUGGACUGUAAAUUAUGUCGAGUACAUGUUCUCACAAAGUCGGGGAAUACCUCAAAUCUUUUUCACCACCUGAAGCAGCGCCACGCCGCAGAGCACGCGCAACGCAAAAGGUUACAAACCCCGAGAGGAGCGAGGAGCCGAAACAGACGACCAUUCAGUCGGCUUUCUCUAGAGCGACGCCUCACGACAAAACGCCAAAGAGACACAAAGACCUCACAGAUGCAGGAGAUUAUUGUGUUGGAAAAGACAUGAGACCAAUAAACACUGUUAGAUUUUUAUAUCCUGAUAUUGAUCGAUAUCGGCUGAUAUGACAAAAAUAUAUCAUGAUAAACUUUUUCCCAUAUUUAGAUGUGACGUUAAGGUGCACAAACACAUAAAUACUCCGUCGGUCCGUGUAAACAUGAACAGUUUAUUAGAGUCUCUGUGUAAACCAGUCCUGCUGCUGUUGGUCUGGUUUGUUUGGGACCGGCCUUGUUGUGGUUCUGUGUCGGCUGUUGAUCCGUCUAUAUAUAGAACAAAAGGAAUCAUGUGUCCAACAAACAGACUCUGUGUGUGUGUGUGUGUGUGUGUGUGUGUGUUUGCACAUUAGCGAUGCACGUAUCAAACAAGCUUAAACAAAGUCAUUGUUUCCACCGCCGCCCUGAGUGUCUUAUGAUCGCAGCGAGGAGGAGGAGGUUGCGUCAUGCGUCGUUUCCAGUUUGGGGUCAAAGUUGAACCCGAUCAGCAUCUGCUGCUCUCAGGCCUCUGUGCCCGUUAAUCAGAGGUGUUGUUAUUAUGAUACUCUAUCAUAAUUUGUGGUUUUUGUUGUUCCUUUCUGAAAUAAAUUGGUUUGUUUUUCGAUUAAAGAGGAUUCAUGUCAAAAUUAGCAGUUUAGAUGAGAAAAUCUUUAAUUUUCCAGGAACUUUGGAGGGUCCGCUCAUUUUCUGUAACACUCCAGCUUUAUAAGAGUUUUACCUUAGUGUCACAUUUCUAUCCGUUAAACAAAGAUUCUGCGUGCUGCAGUGGCUGAGUCAUCAUUUUUAAAGUUAAUAGAUUUGUUUGAUUUUAACUGAAAACUUUUUUUUUAUUGGUUUAAUUUUUUUAAAACUGUAUUUUCUUGAUUUCUUUCUUUUUCUCCAUCCAAAGACUAUAAAUCUGUCUGUAUCAUUCACACCCUCAUGUCAUGUGACAUAACUCACAUUUACCUCGAACGGACUCUCAGUCUCCUCUUAGUUCUUGUUCCUCUGCGGUUUCCCAGAACGCCGCUGACUGGCUCUCUGAAUACAAGAGGAAACUUGUUGCUUCCAGCUGUGGUCGCAGACAGCGGAGGUGGACAGUGAUAUAUUGAAACAAACUGCUGAGUAAGAAGGUGACCAUAGUAGAAAAAAACAGGGUCACACCCCUCACUCACUCACUCACUCACUCACUCAGACCUAAAUGGCGCCUUGUCUUGUGUUCUGGCUCUAGACCAGCUGGUUCUUUAAAACUAACAGGUCAGCUGUAGGAGUGACUGGGGUUCGACAUGACCGCCCUUAAAGGUGGAGUAGUCAGGAUCUGAGUUAGUUCCAGUUUUUAGGAGAAAUCUUGAAUAUAAACUCUACCCCUCCCAAACAGUUUUCCCCUCAGCUCCUCCUCUCAAGCCCCGCCCACAAACAGACGCUCCUGCUCGCUCGUAUCGUUCCAGUUAAAUUCCGAUAUAAUGCAGAUAAAUACUUCAGAUCAUUACAAAUGGGGCCCAGUCAAGGUGAAAGUCAAAAGCAUUGGUGCUACUGUAGAUGCCAACAGACUACCAGCAAACACAAUGUUUGCAGGACUUCUACAACGAGGAUAAAGUGACAUAGUCCAGGACCCGAGGGAGGACAGUUUAGCGAUGGCGCUACAACACGCUACAGCAGGUCCGUUUGACAAGAAACACUUCUGUUACAGACACUUGUCUUACUUUGUUAAAGCGGUUUACCUGUCCAGCAGAAAGGUUACAGGGUCACCAAGAUCCCCAAGCGUCCCCCAUGGUUUAUGUUGACCCGGCUUUUUAGCUCUUGUCCGGUCUACCUCCGUUUUAAGCGCCCGUUAUUCCUCCAGAGUCUCAGGUAUUUACUUUGUUUUCUUGCUUGUGUCGGCAGUCGUGGCCAAAGGAGGAUUCAGACAAUUUUCCGAACUUUCUGGUUGGUUUCUACUGUCCGAUAUUGUAGCACGCUAACUUUGUUUGGGCUCCUGAACGACACGGGGGAGCAGCGUUUUCUUGCUGACUGUUUUCUUGUUGACUGUUUUCUUGUUGACUGUUUUCGUUUUGACCGGUUUGGUGUUGACUGUUUAUGGUUGACUGUUUUCUUGUUGACUGAUUAUAGUUUACGUUUUCUUGCUGACUGUUUUUUGUUGACUGUUUUGGUGUUGACCGUUUUCCUGUUGACCGGUUUGGUGUUGGCUGUUUUGGUGUUGACUGUUUUUUGUUGACUGUUUAUGUUUGAGUGUUUUCUUGCUUGUGUCGGCAGUCGUGGCCAAAGGAGGAUUCAGACAAUUUUUCCGAACUUUCUGGUUGGUUUCUACUGUCCGAUAUUGUAGCACGCUAACUUUGUUUGGGCUCCUGAACGACACGGGGGAGCAGCGUCUGCCUCACAACCAAUCAGGUUAGAGGAGGUGGAGAACGGCUUUGUUUACAGUCAGAAAGAGCGGACCGCUCAAAAAUGUUCAAAUGUUGACGACACAGACAUAAGAGAACACAGAGAUAUCGAUAUAUUACCAAAUGUCAUCAAUAACUAAUAACUAUUGACUGAUAUUUAAAGAUUUUUGUAAAUAAACCACAAAAAUAGAUUCUACUCUAACAGAUUCCUGCCUACUCCACUUUCUAAUGUAUGGACUUGUUUCUUCUGUGAUCAUGUUUGUUGGUUCCUGGAUCAGCAGCUAAAACACAAGACAGAGAGGUUUAUUCAGUCAGCCUAAGAGAUCUGAGCGUUUCUGAGUUUGUUGUUAAUUUUGAUACGAAGGUCUCCUUAUUAUCUCCUGAUUUUAGUCACUGCACAUAACUGAACUCAUGUUAUUUGAUCUUCCCGCUCUGUGAGUCAGGAUGUACGUUGAAAUCAGGAGUUUAUUUGUUGGUGUGACUCACUGACGACAGUAUCCACACAGAAACAAAGCGGAUAGGUCGUAGAGGAUGACAGAGGAGGACUUAUCCUUGUGGAGGCUGGGCCGUGUUUACAGCAGCACCCUUGUCUUGGUGCCAGAGAGGGUGUCAGAGGGCAGAGCCGGGCCAGGGUGGCACAGAGUUCACCGGCAGAGAUCGUCUGUUUCAGCAAACCGCUGUGUCAGCGCCUCAACCAAUGACUCUCUCUGUCUGAGGGUUCAACAUGUCUGACUUUCUUUUUCACGCUUUCUUCUCAUUCAUGCUGCUGUGAUUCAUCAUUUCCCAGCAUGCCCCUCUCCCCCCGUCUCAUUGAAUACCUCUCAUUGCCCUUCUUCCUCUUCGGUUUAUUGUUUGGUUUUUCAUUGAUCAGUUUUCAUUGAUGAGACUUUUAUCAGCAGGUUUUUACCCCUUUAGUUUAUUUCAUGGAUGUAGGUUAAUGAAGGAAACUGAGGUGUAUCAGGAAGUCGUCAGGUGAGGGCGACAUGAUUUCAAAAUAAAAUACAGAUUUUUUUUUUUUUCUGAAAACUUGAUUUUUGUUUUUUUAUUCACUCAGUCCGUUUCCAUGACACUCGAGAAAACCGAAAAUCAUCGUCAUAGUUAAAUAAUCCGAUUAUGAUUGAACGCUGAUUGAUCGUUCAGCCCCAAUAAGAAACCUUUGCGUGGUUUUAAGUCACGCCGUUUCCUGUCUUUGAGUCGUCACACAAACGACACGUAUUCGUCGCUCGUCUCUUUCCCUCGUGCUCGCCAUCUCCUCUGUUUGCCUUUUUUACACGCUUUCUUCUGAGAUACACAAACUUAGUGUGUCAGUGUGUUUAAUCCAACGCCGCAGGCUGAGACUGAAAAAUGGAGGCAGUGAGGCUCAGCUGUGACUUUAGUGUUCAACUCUGAGCAGUCUCUGUUCAGUCUCUGUAAACAGACUGUUGUGUAAAGUUGUUUAAUCAGACACCGGAGCUCCAGCUGGUCCUAAAAACGAUUUUCUUAGAGCUGAUUAAAAAGUGAAAAAGUCUCGAGGAGGGUUCCUGUGUGACAUUUUCUUCAGUUUCAGUCAUUCAGAAAUAAAUAAAGUUUCAAUCAUGGAACAUUUCCCGUCCUUGGAUGGACCUCGCCUCGCCUCAUUCAGAGGAAUGAAGGAUUACAUCAUCUCUGGAGCGGACUCCACUAACUCCCUGGCUCCCCUCACUAAACGCUCUCUCCUCCUCCUCCUCCUCCUCCUCCUCCUCCUCCUCAGUUUUCCCACCUCCUCUGUCUUUGUGGUACACGUCAGUCUUGGUCGAAGCUGUCUGCUGAGCUUUGGGACAGCUUGGCCUAGUUCACUCUGUCUUGUUCCACCAAGUCACCCUCUCCCUCCUGCUGACAUGGAUCUAUUCUUCAGGAGCAGCACGAGUCCAUCGUAUCUCUAUCACAUGUUUCUGAACCUUAAAGAUGAGUCGACAUCUUUGACCUGUAAGAUUUUAGGGAAGUUCUGCUGAUGGAGAAGGUGCAGGAUAGUUUCUGUGUCUGAAUAGUUGAAUCCCGCGGUCCUGGUCUUGAAUGUGGACCUUGUUCAGGCUUCACGCUCUUCUCUGGUUUUCCAUCUGGUCGCUCACCGCUGCAGCUGUCCACUCCACAGGGCAGAGAGAGCCGUACAUCAUCCACACAAAGUGGACUGUGACACCGGGAUAUCUUUGGACAGAGGGGCGGACAGAUGUAUUUUCUCGCUUCACCUCAUGUUGGAAUUAGAGAGCAGAUCCUUCAGGGUUAAGUAUGGCCCAUCUCCCGAGCAGGAAGUGAAUCUGGCCUGUGUCCUCCUGUCUCUAUUUGUGUGUGUGUGUCCAAAGCUGCUGCUGGCCUGACCCGUUGGUAUCUAUAGCUCUGGUCCAAGAUGACAGGAAUGGGCUCCUCACAUCCUACUGACUCGGACAACAAUAGAGCUCCAUGACCUGCAGGUUAUGUAUAGACGUGUGUGCGGCCGGCCGGACGGCGUCAGGCGAGCAGAGGUGUAGUGACAGUGAAGUGAGCCUGACUACAUCAUCAUCAUCGUCAUCAUCUCUGUGCUGUGUGUCCACGUAUUAUUCCGUUUGCCCGUCAGUUUCUCCUCGGCUUCAGUCUUAACGUUACGCAGAAGCAGCAGGAUCCUCUUUGUCCUGAUGGUCCUGAUCUUGAUUCAGCCGCACAUCUGGUUCCUUGAAAACACUGGAUUACAGAGCAGCUUCACAAAAUGACAGAUACUUCAGUAAACAGAUUAAAGUUGUCCACAGAUUAUUCCACCUGGUCCAGUCAGAUUUGUGUUUGGUAUCUCCUGUUGUAUGUAGGAGACAAAACUUCAGACUGGGGCUGGGCGAUAUGGGAAAAAGUUUAUCACUAUAUUUAUUUUCCUAUCAGCUGAUAUCGAUCAAUAUCAGGAUAUAAAAAUCUAACAGUGUUUAUUGGUCUCAUGUCUUUUCCAACACAAUAAUCUCCUGCAUCUGUGAGGUCUUUGUGUCUCUUUGGCGUUUUGUCGUAAGGCGUCGCUCUAGAGAAAGCCGACUGAAUGGUCGUCUGUUUCGGCUAAUCGCUCCUCUCGGGGUUUGUAACCUUUAGCGUUGCGCGUGCUCUGCGGCGUGGCGCUGCUUCAGGUGGUGAAAAAGAUUUGAGGUAUUCCCCGACUUUGUGAGAACAUGUACUCGACAUAAUUUACAGUCCACAUUACUCUGCUUCAUGUCCGACCUCCAAAAACCAAAAUACCUCCACACCACCGACGUUUUCCUAACGCCAGUGUUGUGGUUGACAUUGAUGUGGUCAUCUGUUGAGCCUUCAUGGUCAUUUCUGUCGGGGGUAGCACUCAUUUUCUUUGUUUCUCACCAACAGUGCUGUCGGCUUCACCUGUUAAAGUGCUAUGGUUGGGUGGAGCUGCUGUCUGCUACGACGCUGCAGUUGGUUGAUACUUGGUUCUAAUUCAGAACAUGAUUGGUUCAGACCCGGAGAAACUCCCCUUUUCAUUGGCUGUCGACCAAAACAUGACAGAAGGCCCAUGUUGUUUCGGUGUUUUCAAGUAAACACUGUUGAGUUUUAUUGUGUUUUACAGUGAGUUUUCAUUGCACCAUAGGCGUCCAACGCGAUUAAACGCACGGCACCUGUGUGUGAGAUUCCUCAGCUGCGAAAGUUUGUUUUUCCUCCUCAUGAGGAUAGUUGGUAAAUUUCCUCUUAGCUGUUUUUACCUCAUAUUCACCUAAAUGUCAGAAGUGAGUUUGAUGAUGUUUCACUGUCCAAGUUUGAUGCUUUAUUGUGUUAAUGUUUAUUGUUUACCAUGAAUAUGACUAAUGCUAUCUCCUGCUGCUCCAUCUUCAUGUUCUGUAUGCUGUGAUCUGGACUGAUUGUUGCGUUGUAUCUUAAUCUGCAGAAUCACAGUCAAAUAAAUCCACUAAACUGUCUUAUAACGGGGACACACACCGCACACCUCGCCGCUCUUCUCCUGUUUGAUGCCGACUAUCAAAAAAGCAUACCGACCAGGUUUUAAUGAAUUUCGAUAUAUAUCGUUUAUCGCCCAGCCCUACUUUAUACUUUUGCACAUUAAAUAUUUCAGAUUUUUUUUUUUUAAGAUAUGAAGUCGAGCAGUUUUCCUUCACCUGGUCCAGAUUUCAGACAGGUGUAUAUACUUAUAAUCCAUUUAUUGAUUUUAAUGUUUUCAUUUUCCUUUAUUUUAUAUAUAUAUAUAUUUAAUUCCACUUUAUCAUUUAUAUUACCAUCAUUUUAUUUUAUUAUGAUUUUAUUUUUAUUAUUAAUAUCCUCUUUCAUACUUACUAGCCUGUUUUCUUCCCUCCUUUUCUAUUUCUUUUUUUGCUUUUAUUUUGGUCCUCAUGGUCCCAUUUAUUUUGUAGGGUUCUUGUAUUGCCUGGGUUUCUUACGAAAAGUGAAACAGGCCUACAAUUCAGAGGCCUGUUUUUAACUGAGCUUUUGUUUUUAUGUGUUUUUAUUUUCAAUGUGCUGAUGCUCUGUGCUUACAACUGUUGUCUAAGCACUUUGUAAACUUCUGUUUUUAAAGGUGCUAUAUAAAUAAAAUUAUUAUUAUUAUGUCUGUUUUUUAAGAGUCAGAGAAGAGUUCUGAGUCUGAAGUGACGUGACUGACUUCUGUAAACGCUCUAAAGUAACGCCGUCUUUGUUUGUUGGUAUUUCCCCACAGGUGUGAUCAGUCAGUGGCAGGGCGAGUCGAAGGAGCGGGUCAUCUCUCUGGUCCUCACCCACCUCCCUCUACUCAAACCUGGAAAUGUUGAAGCCAAGAGCGAGUACAUGCGCCUGCUGCCACGCAUCCUGGCGCACACGAUCGAGCACGGCCACCACCUGGAGGAGUCCAGGCAGCUCCUCUCCUACGCCCUCAUCCACCCCGCGACCUCCCUGGAAGACCGCGCAGCUCUCGCUCUCUGGCUCAACCAUCUGGAGGAGAGGGCCGCGGCCCGAGGCGACUCACUGGAGAGACCUCCUCCAUCCGGGCAGCAUCACCACCACCACCACCAGUCCACUCCUCCGUCCACCCUCAGCUCAUCAGGCUCCUCCUCCUCCACCAACACCUCUUCAUCAGGGAAUCUCUACUCGUUACACCACCAGCGCUACGGCUCAGACGACCGCCUCAAUGGGUGGCAGGGCUCCAGAGAUUCAGGGCUGGGCGGAGGCUGGCAUCAGCAGCAAGGCAGCGAGAACGGGCACCUUCUUCUGUACCCAUCAUCCUCUGUGCCAGCGACCAUCAACACGGUUGGAAUAGGUGGAGGUGGGAACUCGAGUAAGUAAAGGCUGAGAACUUCUCAUGAUCACUAAAUAUCUAUUAGUCGGUUGUCAUGGAGAUAGAGAUGACCUAUAACACUGAAGAGACGUCCUGGAUCUACAUCAUCCUGUCGUCUCACCUGUUCUGUAGACUCUUCUCUCUCACCCAUCAGAUCAUUUUCAGGAGUUUUAACACUCAGUUGUUGUUCCUCUCUCUCUCUCUCUUACCUGAUCUCAGAAGUGCUGGUUCAGGACUGCAGUCGGGCCUGUUUUGGUAUCUGGACUUUUCUCCUACAGAGCCAUGCUGUUGUAAUAAAUGCAGACGGUUAAAUGAAGAGUCAUUGUCUGGAUGGCAGUAGAUCAUAUUCAGCAUUAAUAGAGCCGUCCCAGAUCUGUAGGAGACCCACACCAUCACAGAUCCUGACCUUUGAACUGUGAGCUCAUUAGAAGCUCGGUGGUCCCUCUCCUCCUCCUCCUCCUCCUCCUCAGAGAGGAUAAUGUCCAUGAUUCCCAGAGAUAAUGUCACAUUUUGACACAUUUAGACAGUUUUUACUCUGUCUCAGUUUGUCUCAGUCCGUCUUAAAUGGGCCCUUAGCUCGGGGUCUCCAGGUCUCCUCUGCAGGGUAAAGUGUGCUGCUGUUGUGGAGGCAGCAAAGAGCUGUUAGAAGGGGUUUUUUAUCUCAUGCAGUGAUUUCCAGUUCAGAGCCAUGUUUGUUUUAAUGCAGUGUUGCCUGAGGACCUGAAGAUAACAGCCGUCCAGUCUGGUUGUCAGAGAUUUCUUCAGAUCUCUAAAUUGUUUAAUUGUGUAGAUGAAAUGAAAUCCUCAUAUUCUUCAUAAUUUUACACUAAAGGUCGUUACGCUGAUUUUAUUAAAGGCUCCUUACCUCUGAGAGACUCCGCCUCUCGAAUGAUUUUCUCUCCCCUCUCAUCUUGACAUGUUACAGGUUAGUUUGGACGGACAGGUCCCUCCAGAUGUCUUUCCUUUUUUUGGCAGAACACACUGAGGAUUUUCUUAUAUGAAAUAUUAAAAAAUUAAUUUUCUUAUAAAGCAUAUUUUAAAUAUUUAAAUGUUAUCCUCUUGUAUUAAAUAUUUUGAAUAUUUUUUUAUUUUUCUUUUAUAAAAUAUUGAUAAAAAAUAUUUUUUCUUAUAUGUUUAACAUUUUGAAUAUAAAAAAAUCUUACAUCAUAUAUUUUUACUAUUUAAAUAUUUUUUCUUAUGAGAUAUUCUACAUUUAAGAAUAUUUUUUCUUAUAUCAAAUUAUUUUUUAAUUAAAAAAAAUUAUAUGAAAUAAUUUGAAUAUUUUAAAAAGUUUAAUGUGAGAUUUUUUAAAUUUUGAAUUAUUUUUUUCUUAUAUGAAAUAUUCUAAAUAUUUAAGUUUUUUUUUUCUUAUUGAAUAUUUUAACUAUUUAAAAAAAAUUGCUCAUUAAAUAUUUUAAAUAUUUUAAUAGAUAUUUAGAAUAUUAAAAUAUUUCUUUCCUAUUUUUAAUAUUUAAAUAUUUUCUUCUUUUAUGAAAUACUUUAUUUUUGUUAGGUUCCACUCUGAUUUGUUUUCUUCUCACUAUCGUCAGCUGACAUAUUUAAAACCAGUUAAUUCUGUUUCUAUCAACAUCUUAUCGAUCCCUACAUCAUAGUUUUGGUUACUAAGAGUUAUAUUUAAGUCAGAGUUGUGUUUGACUUUUGAACUUUUGAACAAAAGCUCAGAAACAUCUGCACUGCAGAACAACAGCAGCAGCAGUAGUGUGUAACUUCAUUAGAGCCACUCUGAAGUUCACUCCGAACAGACUGAAUACUCUCAGAGGGUUAAAGUGAAUGGACUCAGUACAGUAAACACUCUGAAGUACCCACACAGCAGCUCCAGAGGCUGUUUGAGGUGGAAGUCAACGCACAGAGAGGGCAGGGCUGUGGAAAUUGAACAUAACUAUGGUCAGAGCAGGAUAUUUCAAGACAAGAAUGCAAGGGCCCUGUGUUUUUUUCUGGGAGAUGAAAGAAACAGCUGAGGGUUUAUAAAUACAGAUGCAUUUAAAGCCCUGCUCACUGCUCCAAGAAAGAUCCUCUUGUAUUUUUGACUCCGAGCAGCUCUGGCCAUGCACAAAAGACCGCAGGAUUUCACAACUGAUAAACUAGAGUUACCCCAGACGUCAGCUGCUGGACACUCUGGCUUCUCUGAACUCUGAGUGAAAGUCAGACUAACAGGCUGUGAGCAGCCGUUCAUAAAGAAGUCCGGAUCCUGUCAGGAUAUCUGAGCUGUAGAGCAUCAUAUCUGUAAUCUGUACUGUGGACUCUCUCAGAUUACACUUAAUCUGACUUUAUUAAUGACACAGACACUUAGGCUCCGCCCUCUUCUCUACACACUCUCUUUGUUUCACGGUGAUGAUAACAGGAGCGUAAUUGUCCUGCAGCCACAUCAACCUGUAUGCUACUGAUACCACAUCCUGUCGACCCCCCCGUACUCCCAGCCUCAGUCCAAGCCACAGCAGCACAUACCACCCGUCCUUUCCCUUGUAAGGCAUCCUUUGUGGGAGACUGUAUUUAGGGAAAAUGGCUAAUAUUUAGGGACUGGAACUUGUAAUGUUAGCUGGGCACCUAUUUUAAACGGGGCCCAUGAAGUCCUAUACAUAGCGCCAACAGUAAGAGGACCACAUAUAGGAGGAGGAGGAGGAGGAGGAGAGAGACUAGAGUAUUGGUGGCAGCUUCCCCCGUCAGAACGGCGACACAAAAAGCUCUUUGGCCCUCCACCUUGUCAUUCUGUUCACCUCCUCCAGCAGGAGAAGUCCAGAUCCUGAAGCUGCUUUUGGGUUUUGAAGUCCUGAAUCUUCGAUAACAGUCCCCUCUGUUUGACCCCGCCGAGUGCAUCAUAUAGACCGCCGCAGGAGUAGAGACUGACGAAUAUCGGAAUAAAAACAGGAGCGAUAAAGACAGAACUUAUUGACACUGUAAGUCUGAGAUAUCAAUAAGCUGAAAGCUUCAAGGUUGAGUUUCCAAACAACGAGCGAGUCGAGAAGAGACGGAAGAGAAAGACCGAGUGGAUCUUUACAGAAAGAAUAAACCACUGCACAGAGAGAACAGAAGAUCAGUCAGUUAUGCACUUUUACUGAGAGUCCACUGACAAAUAACAGACCUGUGAGGUUAGCUCUCUGUCAGCCGAACUGUCUGUGCUUCAUGAAGACGGUCGUGACUUUCAUUCAGAGCUCCUCCUAAAAUCAGAGCUAUGAAAUGUGCAGCUGUGUUCGUCACGGACGGGAGAGUUUCAUCGGAUUAAAACACUAAAAUAAACUGAUUCACAUGUAAGAGGAUCAGUAAAUAUUUCACUUCAACUCUAAAACAAAUGUGAACAAAUGUCUCUAAUUAUUAGGACUAGUAUUGAUCAGUCAUGUUAUCAUAUUAUCAUCAAUAUCAGGUCUGGAUCAGAGUUUUUGACUAUAAUUAUUGUGAAGUUUCUGUUUGUUUAUAAAAUAUUCUAUUAGUUGAAUAUUGAAGCAAAGCCGGUAAACUGUUCCUGGGAUUAGGGCUGCACGAUAAAUCGUUUGACCAUCGUCAUGGCGAUGUGCGUGUGCGCGAUAGUCACACUGCAGAGCCUGGGAGGUAGGAGGCGAAUGAACUCGUCUAAUUUCAAGGGUACAUCCGUUCUUCUUUACUCAGUCAGACUAACCUGCCAGCUGUCAAUCAAAAUCAGAGAGGAGGAAACCACGCCCCUGCACAUGGAGUGAGUCGCUGACACUGCCGGUUAAUGACUUAAGGAUCAUUCCUCAUCACUGUGUAUCCCCACAGAUAAGAACUGUGUGGGUUUAAAUUAUACAUUAAUGUGGACCACUCUACUGUAAGUGGUGCGUGUUUUGUGAGGUGGAUGCAAUUCUCGAAGGACAUGCGUUUCUCGGCACAACAUCGGUAACAACAACAACAACAACAACGAUUACAAAAUGAGAAACGAACAAGAGGAAACCACCGAAGAUAAAGACUUGUUGGUAAAAAGAAAAGCAAAGUCACUUAUCUGGAAUUAUUUUGUUUAAAAGAAGGAUGAUGUCGACUAAAACACGUGUUCUGUGUUCAUCUGUUUCCACAAUAACGUCCCAGCAGAACAAUAAAAACUAAAAAGAUCUCUAAGACGGACAGAAGCCAUUCUACUAACAUUCACAAAAAGAGGGAAGAUCAGAGCAGGUUAACUGUCCUCAAGAUUUCAGCAGAAACUCAGAUUCAGAUCAUCUGGAGAAAAUUCCUCUAUUUUUUAAUAUCGCAGGGUUGAAAAGGUUGAAAUGUUAGUUUUUUCCGAUAUCGUGCAGCCCUACCUGGGAUUAUCUGUCUCUGUGUCGAACCAAAUGAUCAGGAAGUGUCUGUCGGUCUGAUUUCAGAUGUUGCCAUGCUGACAUGUUAGACACAGACCAAACCUCUCUCUCUCUCUCUCUCUCUCGCUCUCUCUGUGCUUUAGUGUUUGUGACAGCUGAUGAAAAACUGCACUAAGAUUAUUGGCUUUUAUUUAAUUAUCGGCUGAUUAUUAUCAAUUAAAGAUGACCAGACGCUUCAGCGUUGAUCGUUGAGUUGGAUAUCCCUGAUUUUGAGUUUGUUAUAAACAGCUUUAAAUGAAACUUCUCUGUGAUGUUGAACUUUAGUGAACUCUAGUGAACUUUAGAGAGUGACCAUCAGUUUUUGAAAGUCUGAUUCUGUUUGAGUUCUUACCGCCUGCACCCGCCUGUCUUGUCUUGCAGUCUUGUCUAGUGGAGGUGGCAGCCAGCAGCACAGUCCCCUGAAGCGCUCCGUGUCCCUAACACCUCCCAUGAGCGGCCCUAGCAGCCAGCCUCUGGGCCAUGUCUGGCUGUCGCAGGAGGACUUACGGACCGCUAGAGGCCCCGCCCCAGACCACGCGCCUCUGUCACCCCAGAGCAGUAUAGCUUCCUCAGGCAGUGGAGGUAGUGAGCACCUGGAGGAGGCUGGUUUAGGUUCGAGUCUGCACCGCAGCUCCUUCCAUGAGGACGGCAGCGGCAUGAGGGGUCAGUAUUUCAGAAGACCAGUAUGUGGUUUUGACUUUCUCUCUUUCAAAAUAAAAGUCAGCGUGGACAGUGCAGGUUCAGCUAACUUCCUGUUGUUAUCUUGGUAACUUCUCGGCUGGAUUAGGUGACUUGAUGACAGAUUUCUGAACACACACGCUGUGGUUCUUCCCUCUUUGUCUUUUGUAGAACAGGGUCAGUAGGGGGCAGUCUUUCAACCACGCCACAGGACUUUUUCCGAUCAGUGACGGAGGUUUAGUUGCCCUGUCAGCCUUUAGCAUCGUUGUCCCCGUCAGACUAACAUCAGUCGAUAACAUGCUCCCAUGUUUCUGAUUCAUAUUUGCUGUAAUUGUUUGUUCACCCUCAUCCUGCCACAAUCUUAAAGAUCAGAGAAGAAGCAUCUUUCUGCAGUUUUUCUGACGUCCUGUUCCCACUUACCUGCCACGGCCAUGACAGAUGUUUUACAUCUCAAUAAAGGUAAAAAAAUCAGUUAAUAUAUGUGAGCGUCUUAUUAAGAGCGCCCUCUACCUGUCAAAGUCUACGGACACCAACAGAGACCGUUUCACUCUCAUUUGCAACUAAAAAUAGACGUGUGUGAAUUGUAAAAUGUAUUUAAGGUCACACAUGCACAUAAAAAAAAUUGAAAAAAUGUUUAUUUUCCCGUAAAUAUGGCGGUGAAGUUAGUUUUAGGUUGGAUAUAUUCUCCUGUAAAUACGGUGGUGAAGUUAGUUUCAGGUUGGAUAUAUUUUCCUCUAAAUACGGCGGUGAAGUUAGUUUUAGGUUGGAUAUAUUUUCCUGUAAAUACGGCGGUGAAGUUAGUUUCAGGUUGGAUAUAUUUUCCUGUAAAUACGGUGGUGAAGUUAGUUUUAGGUUGGAUAUAUUUUCCUGUAAAUACGGCAGUGAAGUUAGUUUCAGGUUGGAUAUAUUUUCCUGUAAAUACGGCGGUGAAGUUAGUUUCAGGUUGGAUAUAUUUUCCUGUAAAUACGGCGGUGAAGUUAGUUUUAGGUUGGAUAUAUUUUCCUGUAAAUACGGCAGUGAAGUUAGUUUCAGGUUGGAUAUAUUCUCCUGUAAAUACAGCGGUAAGUUAGUUUCAGGUUGGAUAUAUUUUCCUGUAAAUACGGUGCUGAAGUUAGUUUCAGGUUGGAUAUAUUUUCCUGUAAAUACGGCGGUGAAGUUAGUUUCAGGUUGGAUAUAUUUUCCUGUAAAUACGGCGGUGAAGUUAGUUUCAGGUUGGAUAUAUUUUCCUGUAAAUACGGCGGUGAAGUUAGUUUCAGGUUGGAUAUAUUUUCCUGUAAAUACGGCGGUGAAGUUAGUUUUAGGUUGGAUAUAUUUUCCUGUAAACACGGCGGUGAAGUUAGUUUCAGGUUGGAUAUAUUUUCCUGUAAAUACGGCGGUGAAGUUAGUUUCAGGUUGGAUAUAUUUUCCUGUAAAUACGGCGGUGAAGUUAGUUUUAGGUUGGAUAUAUUUUCCUGUAAACACGGCGGUGAAGUUAGUUUCAGGUUGGAUAUAUUUUCCUGUAAAUACGGCGGUGAAGUUAGUUUCAGGUUGGAUAUAUUUUCCUGUAAAUACGGCGUUGAAGUUAGUUUCAGGUUGGAUAUCUGACGGACAUUCUCUGAGGAUCUACCGGUGUCUUCUCACUCUCCAUAACCGGGAAUAACAACAGCAGCGCGGUUAAAUCUACUCGACACCCUCACUGUCAACGUCGGUGUUGAAUAAGGGACCGUCAAUAAAUUACCGGUUGUUUUCCUUUGAUAGCUUCCAGUUCAUGUGACCAAAAGAGCUCAAAUUGAUUUCUAAUAAUAGUACUAAGGUCGAUCAAUUAGAGAAACAUUAUUUGAUCAGUUUUCAUUGAUCCCCUAAAGUUCUUUGUGCUCCUUACGUUUUUUACUCAGGAGAACAAAGUUAGAGUCAAACCCUGAAUAGUUCAAUAUUUAUGCAUCAUGUCAUAUCAGGUCAAGCCUUUUACUUUCAGCUGAAGAUACGGUGUUUGACGGCUCUUCUUCGUUUUAAUGUUUGAUGUAAAAAUAAAGGACUCACAGAAAUGACUGACAGAGCGUUCUCUGGGUUUUAGUUCCAGCAGACACCUUCACACUCGUGUUCAUUGUUUUCUGAUAUUCUUAAAGGAUUCAGGAGGAAGACAAACUCCUCUAACGUUGAACAAAGAGAACGACAAACACAGUUCAGUGGAGGAUCUUGGAGACCGUCUGCUGCGGUAUCCACCUGGAGGCUCUGGGAAGUCGUAGAUCCAGUCAGAGCAGUUUGUCAGGGGAAACAGAGGCCAGUCUACCCACCUCUGUAACCUCUCUCUCUCUCUCUCUCUCUCUCUCUCUGUAUUAGGGUCAAACCUUUAGAAUACAGAUAGAGGAAGGAGCCGGAUUUACAGGGUUAACACUUCGAUGUCUUCAGUUUAGUGACGUGGUUUGGUUUCAUCAACUAUCCUUUAUUUCAUUCAUGGAGGCUGAAGGUCUUCACUGUCCUUGGAUUAGUGGGGGAUGUUCAGUCUUUGAGCUGAAAGCAAGUGUGUUCAUGUCUGCCCUGUGAGUAAUGAAACGCAGACUAAUAAAAGAAAUAUUCAUAAAGGAGAAAUACAGAGACCAAGGUUUGAUCUGUUUUUGUGAUGCUGACUGAGGAACUGAACAUCAGUGAGCAGCUUCUAAGGACACCUGUGAUCACUCACGGGUUGAAAAAAGAAGCUGUAUGUUGUGUACGGCUGUAGAGACUCACCUGUGUCAUCUAGGUGUUUAUUUGUCUAUGAUUCCUGCUCCUCAGACGUUCCUGCGUGGCUGAAGAGUCUCCGCCUCCACAAGUACGCCGCUCUGUUCUCCACGAUGACCUACGAUGAGAUGAUGUCUCUGACAGAGGAGCACCUGGAAGCUCAGGUGAAACACACACACACACACACACACAGAUUCAUGUGAUCAGAAAUGAACUCAACAUGAACAUAUUCUCCUGUAAUAUCAGAGAAAUUCACUUAUUACUAAAACCAUAAUUAUUAUUAAAACUAUCUGUUGGUUGAAAUAAAAAGCGGUCAGGUUUGAACAGACUGGUCCAAAGCCAGGUCAGCGUUCGCUCUGCUUGAACUUAAAGAAGUCUAUUCUGAAACAGGAUGCGUCUAAAUUUAACGCGGCUCACCGGGAAGCUGCAGACUUCCUCCAGGUGCUGCAGACGGCUUCUCUAAAACAACAGAAGAAACCGUUCCUCCUGAGUAAAUGCUCUCUGCACCUCCGGUGGUUUGAUCUGGACUCGGUGGGUUCUGGGUUUUUAGCAUCAGUUCUUAAUGAGACGAGUUCGAAGCUGCAUUAGCCGUCACUGAAAUCAAACAAACUCUCUCUGUCCUCUGAAAAUGUGCAUCACCUUUUAAAACUGCUAACAUUAGAAAUCCUCCUCAGUAAAUGUGUUCAUCUUUAAUUUAAACCUAAUGUGAUGAAUUCAGUGUGUUUUGAAAGGUUUUCAACACCCUGAAGGAGGUUGUUCAAAAUGAAUAUCACACAAGAUUUUCAGGGUCCCAAUACUGGGAGUAAUGUCUGAAGGUUUGGACACGGUUUAUUUGCAAUGAUUACUAUUUUUAUUCUCUUUAAUUUAAUCCUACAUUAUCUGUAAAUGUUUGUAAAAAUACUCAUACAGCUGGAAAAAGGAAAAGAAAUGUAUUGAGAUGUAUAAACUGUAUUAUUGUGGUUAAAAUUUAAAAAAAAUCUAAUGUGAUGAAAGGAUGAAAACAGACAACUCUUUCCUCCAACAGAAGGUCACCAAAGGAGCGAGACACAAGAUUGUGAUCAGCAUCCAGAAGCUCAAAGAGCGGCAGAAUCUACUUCGCAGCCUGGAGAAGGUCAGUUUGUCUCCUCCUACUCUUCUUUAUCGUCGCUCUUAAAGGGAUAUUCUGACGUAAAAUUAAUUUAGGGUCAAACCCACCGUAACACCGAGUUAGACCCCCCCUCCAGAGAUGAAUGUUGCCGACCGCUUCCUUCUCUAGUUAUACCAACUUUAGUAACGACCGCAGGAUAGAAAUACAGAGAGCCACGCCCCCAACCAAAACGCCACUCUAUAGCCACAAAUAAUGCUCAGAACAGCACCUAACUUCAUCAACAGGACAUAUAGGGUCACAGACAUAGUACUAGACACCAAACAUCUUUUUAACUUUGACUAAUUUCUUUAGUAAAGAGACUAAACACAACUCACCUACUCUCUUCCAGCAGACGCUUGUUUGUAGAGAGACCUCAGGCCAGUCCAUUACAGACUACAGCGGGGUGCCGCAGCUCAAGGAAGAACAUUUAUGAUCAUUUCUUUAUCAUUUCCAUGAAGUAAUAAUCAUUUUACAGACGCGGUAGUUCUUCUGUCUUAGCGUCUCGGUCUGAUUGUAUUUCCAUGAAGAAAUGAUCAUAAAUGUUCUUCCUUGAGCUGCGUCACCCCGUUGUAGUCCGUAAUGGACUGGCCUGAGGUCUCCCUACAAACAAGCGUCUGCUGGAAGAGAGUAGGUGAGUUGUGUUUAGUGUCUUUGCUAAAGAAAUGAGUCAAAGUUAAAAAGAUGUUUGGUGUCUAGUACUAUGUCUGUGACCCUAUAUGUACUAACCUCAGUAGAACAUGGUGUAGUUCCGUUCAGUAACAGAACCUCAUUGGAAAAUUAGCUGAUUUAACUUUACUGUGCUCUUGUUCAAAUAUAUUAACUCGACAGCACAUAAAUCCAAACCUGUUAACAAAAUCAUGAUUUUAUUGAUAAUUCGGCUCAAUAAAAACACCUUUACCUUUUCAAUUGACCACAGUAGAAGUUUAUUGGCCCAGCUUAUAGACUACAGAAGUGGAGAGUUUAUAUUUUCUUAGGAGUUAGAACAACUCUGAAUAUAGUACUAUGGCUUGGACCCUAUAUGUCCUGUUGAUGAAGUUAGGUGCUGUUCUGAGCAUUAUUUGUGGCUAUAGAGUGGCGUUUUGGUUGAGGGCGUGUCUCUCUGUAUUUCUAUCCUUCGGUCGUUACUAAAGUUGGUAUAACUAGAGAAGCAAGCGGUCGACAACAUUCAUCUCUGGAGGGGGGGUCUAACUCUAUGUUUCGGUGUGUUUGACCCUGAAUUAAUUUUACAGCAGAAUAUCCCUUUAAAUCGCCUCCAUUUCCGAUGAUUUCAAACGUGGUCAAAUCUGGUCAGGAUUCAGUUUCCUCUGAUUUUCCGUAUUUGUGAGUGAAAGCCGCCUCUCGGACAGCAUCAUGUGUCCACCAUGGCGUCUGAGGGAACACUUAAUCCAGUAAGGAGAGUUUGGGGCUCUGAAUUUAAACCCAUCAGCCCCACCACCCCCACCCCCACCCCCACCCCUCUCCAGUCAGUCUUCACUGCGGCACAAUGGCACUCAAGGACAAACCGCAGGAGGGACUUCUUAAGGCCGGCUAAAUUCAGACUUAACCUUUUCACCGACACGUCGUUUUAAAGUUUGUUCCUGCUGCUUUUGUAGGAAACAGGACAGCUGCAGGAGGCUCAUAGAUGAUGAUGAUGAUGAUGAUGAUGAUGAUGAUGAUGAUGAUGAUGAUGAUGAUGAUGUUUCCUCUCUCCCUCUCUCCAUCACAUCAAUCACUCCACCAGGACGUGUUGGAGGGCAGUAAUCUACGCGCCCCGCUGCAGGAGCUCCACCAGAUGAUCAUGACGCCUAUCAAAGCUUUCAGCGGUGGAGAGGAGGCGUCCAUGCAGCGCCCCCUGCUGAGUGCUGAGAGUAAGAGUGCUGCGCCCGGCUCCCACCUGAGCAGCAGCAGCAGCAGCAGCGGAGGUGGAGGAGGAGGGGAGGCGGAGUCGGGUACGAGUGUCAUCGCAGAGGGAGAUCUGCCGGGCCAGUUCACCCGCGUCAUGGGCAAAGGUGACCGCCGUGUUCCGGCGCUCUGCUGGAGACGUGUCAUUGGCUGAAGGAGGUUUUGGUUUUGACCUGAUUGUCCUCUUCUCCUCCUCAGUUUGUACCCAACUUCUGGUGUCAAGGUCAGACGAGGACAACAUCAGCUCCUACCUACAACUCAUCGACAAAUGCCUUAUCCACGAGGUACACAACCAAGGUCACAUGACACAAACAACAACAACAACAACAACACGAGUCUGUUAUCAGAGGGUUUAAUGGUCAACGGUCCAGCUCUGUGUUUAUUUUUUAUUUUAAUUAUUUGUGUCUCUUUAGUUCAGCUUCAUCGUGUUGAAGUUUCUCUGCAGAGUUCUGACUCUUUUCUUCCAGUCGACUCUUAGAUUCUGGGUCAUGUGACCAAGAGCGCCGUGGUCAUGUGAUGCUCCACGUUCGCCCUGAAAAUCCUCAGCAGUCAUGCUUCAUUUCAUCCCUGAUUCAUGCUCUCUCUCUCUCUCUCUCUCUCCUCCCUCCUCUCCAGUCCUUCACCGAGACGCAGAAGAAGAGACUGUUGUCAUGGAAACAACAGGUCCAGAGGCUGUUCCGGUCCAUUCCAAGGAAAACCCUCCUCGACAUAGCGGGGUACCGACCGCAGAGGAGGUAGAGGAGCAGCAGCCUCGAUUCUUGUCUGUUAUCGUCUGUAAAUAUAAACGUUUUAGAUGUGAGGACGUCUGAGUGCAGGAAAGAGACAAAUGCAGAUUUAGAGCGUUACUGUCGUUCACACAGGAAACAGAACUCUGUUAAAGUGAGAUUUCCACCACAUCGGGAACGACUCCGAUCCAGAUUCUUACCAGAUCCGUUCGUGAGGUGAAUUUCGUGGCGGAUUACUGACAGCAGGAAUUCACAAGAGAACUCACAAGAACCCUCAGAUUCAGGUUCAAUCGCGCAAUAACGAGUUGUCUGUAUAAAGACAGACACAAAGACAUAUAAGCAGUAGAUUGUGUCCUUCCAGAGGAGGAAAUCUACUUCUAGACUUCUAGAAUCAGCAUCUCCUCAUCCAUGGUGUCAUCGGGGUGAAAUGACGUCUAAAAACCUUUCACUUGUUCGUCGAUCGUGUUUUAUUUUGAAAAGAAGCCGGAUGUUUUAUUUUGUGUCUGUGCCCGACUUCCUUUCCAGCACGGGUUAAUCUGUGCUGAAUUUAUCCGCCAUGCUCCGGCGUCCAGAAAAAAUAGAACUCUUGUGAUCAGCUGAGGAGUCCGGCGAUCCGCAGAGGAACGGAAAGAAGUCGGUGUAAAUUGACACGUUAACUUGAAUGGUUACGAUCAGCUACGAUCGGAGGAUACGACCUUUUAGGAGACGAUCAGGAUGAAGGUGGAGAUUAGGGGUAACUUUAGUGGAUUUUCAGAGUUUCUCAGAUUACACAGAUUAUCAGGAGUAUGAACUCUUAUCUAAUCCAAUCUCCUGAAAUCAGGAUCUCCGUCAGUUCUUCUCACUUUCUGUCUCAUCCUGCUGCAGUCGCUUCGGACAGUCCAACUCCCUCCCCACCACCAGCUGUGUGGGGAGCAGCGUGGCGGCCAGGAGGAGCCUCCGCCAGUUCCAGAUGCCCUCCAGGAGCUUACCAGGGGCCAGGCUGAACCUGCUGAGCAGCGGGGGGCUGCUGGGACCGACACCUCGCAGCUCCAGCAGCACACCCACCGGUCCCAAACAGGGGAGGCAGGUGAGUCACAGCAGCAGGACAGCUCCCCCUCCUCGAACCGACAACAAUCAGACGAUUCACCUCUCAGUUCUCACGGUUUAUUAUCAGUGAAACAGCAGCUUCAUGAGAGGGGGGCAGGAGAUCUGAGUCUACUGAGGUUCUGGAACUGAACUCACUGAAAUUAUUAUUAAUUUUAUUUUUAUCAGGGAGAAACAAACAAAAUGAGUCCAAUCACUUUUACACAUUUGUGGCAAACAAACAAACAAACAAACAAACAAACAAACAAACAAACAAACGUCCAUUUAGACUAACAUCUUCUCUCUUUCAUUUUCUGUAAAUUUCCUCACUUUCCUCAGAUCUACUAAUAUCAGUUUUCAGUUGUCCGAGUACUUUAAUAGUUCUUUAAUAGUUCUUUAAUAGUCUGGUACUUCAUGACUCAGAGGUAUUUAGAGCAGCUCUCUGUGUUCUUAUACAGUACAGGCCAAAAGUUUGGACACACCUUCUCAUUCAAUGCAUUUUCUUUGUUUUCAUUACUAUUUAAAUAGUAGAUUCUCAAAACUAUGAAUGAACACAUGUGGAAUCAUGUGCUUAAGAAAAAAGUGUGAAAUAACUGAAAACAUGUUUUAUAUUUUAGAUUUCUCAAAGUAGCCACUCUUUGCUUUUUUGAUAGCGCUGCAAACUUUAGCUAUUCUCUCAAUGAGCUUCAUGAGGUAGUCACCUGAAAUGGUUUUUACUUCACAGGAGUGCCUGAAGUAACCCUGACAAGGUACUUCUGUCAUCAAGAGCAAAGGGUGGCUAUUUUAAAGAAACUAGAAUAUAAAACAUGUUUUCGGUUAUUUCACACUUUUUUUAUAAGUACAAAAUUCUACAUGUGUUCAUUCAUAGUUUUAAUGCCUUCAGUAAUAAUCUACAAUGUAAACAGUCAUAUAAAAGAAUAAAGAAAAGGCAUUGAAUGAGAAGGUGUGUCCAAACUUUUGGCCUGUACUGUAUAUCUGAUCCACCAACGUCUCUGAAACGUCUCCGACUGUCGUCUCAGAGCGAAUGUCCGUCUCUCCAUCAUGUCUUCCCGUGUUAAUGAGUUGGGUUGUAACCACUUCUUUGUUAUCGUCUUCUUUGCUCUAAUCAGUAAAAUCUUCAUCAGAUAUUUAUCUGCUAUCACUUGAGUACACAAUGCCAUGGUACCGAAAUCGGCCCGAUUUUAAAGUCAUCAAGGACUGAAACAUGUCGUCUGAAAAGCAGAGAUACACGUCUCUAACUACAAAUAUGGAUCAGCUGUAAAUGAGAUGGACUUGAAAUUAAAACUAAAGCAGAAAAAGCAGUUUGUAAAGUUUGUCGAGCUCGUACGGACUUCUCCAAAUCUCUUUAUCAGACAGAUUUUCAAACAUACUGAGGUUAAAUAAACGAACAUGGAUAAAUGUUGAAUUAUUAAAAACACAGAUCGAUCUUUUUAGAGCGUUUGAACAGCUUUAGUCGUGCUCUCCCUCGAACAGAAAAACCAUGUUGUUGUGGUUUUGGAUGAAGUGCUGAAUCAGUUUCUGUCUGAAGUGUGUCACAGGUUUUUCACUCUCAGGUCAGAUGAGGAUGGCUCCUUCAGAAUUUUCUCAGUGAAUUAAAGUUAUCUAAGAGCGGAAACCUCGAUCCGCGUCCACGGUCCGACCCUGCGUCUGUGUGGAGUGAGUGGAAUGCUGAGUAGAUGUGGUGUUCGUGACUGCGCUCAGGAACAUUUGGAAAUGUGAAAUCAAACAUUCCAGGAUGUUGACAAUAACCUGGGCAGCAGAAUUCCUCCUUCAGCACGUCUUCUGACAGAAAUAGACGUUUUUAUUCCAUGACCAAAAACUGCGGGGUGAGGAAGAGGAGCAGCGCCAGCCUUCGGCCAAUGAAGCGCGGCGGAUGGAACUUGUAGGCAGGUCACCCCACAUACCAGAGGCUCUGCGUCAGUGCCGAACUCUGAAACAGGAGGAGCUGUGGAGCUGUUUCAGGCCCAACCUGGCACACUUUGGUCUGGGCUGACCCAGUUCAUUACAAACCUCUCUCUCUCUCUCUCUCUCUCUCUCUCUCUCUCUCUCUCUGCCAUCCUUUACAAUUGGAGGAAAUACCUCCGUUCCUCCUCCUCACUCUGAUCCGUCUUGUGUGGGACUGUAGUGUGGAUGUGUAGAGAGAGGGAGAAAGAGAGGGAGGGAGGGUGAGAGGGAAAUAUGUGAGUCAUAGUUUGGGAGAGGUAGCUGUGGUGUUGGAGGAGGAGGGGCAAAAAGAGAGAGAGAGAGAGAGAGAGAGUUUGUACAAGUGUCUAUGAGAGAGAGAGAGCGAGCGAGCGAGGCAGUCAGAGGCAGUGAGAACAGUGCACAGGCAUUUCCUGUUUUUCCCUGGCCCGUGGCAUUGGAGGGCCGCGAGGACGAGAGGGAGGGGGGCCGAGGGGGAGAGUGAGGGGAGGGGUCUGCGGUGAUGGUGUCGGGGGUAUAAUAGGCAGGUUACAGCGAGGAAUUCAUGUGGCUAACGUCUGAGACUGUCAUUAGGUGUGGGCCAGACAUCCAGACAGGAGCGUGGAGGGGGUGGGCGGGGGGUGAAAAUGUUGAGAGGCUGCGGUCUGAUCUUCGACAAGAUUUCCUUCAAGUUUGCACAUUUCAUGAAGUUCUCAGAUCAGAGAAAGUCGGAGCGAUGUGGGAAAUCGGUGACGUAAGGAGUGAGCUGGAGUAGGAAAGAAUCUUUCAACCCCAAAAUUCGUCCAUCAGAGAAACGGGAGUCUGUGUUUUUAUCAAGGUCACACAGGGGUCAGGGAGGUUCGACAUUCGACCUUCAGUACGGAGGUUUUAGGGUCACAUUACGUCUAUCUCACACCGCCGUGUUUCUACAGACAUUUAGAACAAAAACUGGGAGUAUCCGGAUCAGAUGAAGAAGACGAACAAGAAGAACUUUAUUUAUUUAUAUUUCAAGUUAUAUUUUGUUUUAUAUCAAGAGUGGGUGUUGUGGAAAAGAAAUGGUUCUGAUGGAAGGAUAGAUGUUUACAACUUGAUAAAUCACAGAGGCUUCUUGUCCACAGAGGCCACCGUAGCGUCGGUGACUGGAGAGUAUCAGUCUAAGAUUCUUCAAACAUUCUGAAUACACCGUCGAAUCUACAGCGUCUACUUGAUCUAAGAUUUAAAUCAAUCAAAGUUUGUAAUCGGUCUUUUUGGAUAUCUUCGUUCUUGUAAACGUGACGUUUACUGACAACAUCAGAAAAAAGAUGAGAGUCCCACAGAGGGAUGAAACGGAUUUCUCAGAACUAAACUGAUCUUCAUCUCAGACACAGAAUAACAAAAGUUCCAGUGACAGAGUUUGAUGAUGACCCGAUGAUGUUUGAAUCGCCGUCGAUCCCACAUGAUUCCAUUAAUAUAGUUCACAGUUUCUCAGGAACUAUACCGUGUAUCUCUGAGGGAUGAAAAGUGAUCUAUCGAGGGUUUCCAGACAUUUCUACACCUGCCACAAGGUUUACAAUCCAGCCUCAAAAACAGGAGUUUGAUCAGAGACGAUUGAUGGUAAAUCCUCAGUGAUAUACGGUGAAAACAGGAUUAUUGAUCAGAUUGUUGUGAUAAAAAAAGAUCACUAUCUCUAAAUGUCGCUAAUGUCUUCAGGGUUUGACGAGCUGUUUUGAUGACGUCUUUUCCUGUCAAACUUUGGACCAAUUACGUGUUCUCAUAUUCUUCUCAUAUUCUUAGUGAACCGGAUCCAAAAGAUUCAUAAACUGCACUUCCUCCCUCAGUCAAAUAAAUGCAGGUUUAUUUUAAUGUCUGUUUGAUCAGGUCCAAGCUCUUUGACCCUCAUCUUCUCCUGCAAAGAUCAGAUCCAAGCUCUUUGACUCUCAUCUUCUCCUGCAAAGAUCAGAUCCAAGCUCUUUAACUCUCAUCUUCUCCUGCAAAGAUCAGGUCCAAGCUCUUUGACUCUCAUCUUCUCCUGCAAAGAUCAGAUCCAAGCUCUUUAACUCUCUUCUUCUAUUAUUCCCUUGACGGUUGUGUUCAACAAGAGGCGACCAAAGAUCAACAAGAGACAAGAAAGUUCCCUGCUUGUCUGUAAAAUCAGGAAUAAUGUUCCUCAAUGUUCGGAAACAAGUAAAGAAGAGAUUCUGAGCAGUAUGAUGUGGUUGUAAAUAGUCAAAAAAAUGCCUGGAAGAAUGAGUGUAAAUAUGUCAAUAGUUUCUGUUGUGUGUUUGUUCCAAUCCCAAUAUUUCCUCUCCUGAUAGCCAAGACUUUAGAGAAUGAUGUUCAGGUGAGGAAAGGCUUGGUCACUGAGGAUUUAUGUGUUUUUUUAACGAAGUCCUGUUGGGAUCAGUUUCUGUUUUAGUUCUUUGGUUGACUUUGAUGGUUCUGAAUCUACUCUCUCAUUUAUUUUACAUCAUUUUUGCUCCAUAAACUGAAUCUGAGGUCGUCCUGAAAAACAAGCUGUGUUUAUAUUUGCUGUGAUUGAAAGGAUGGAGGUGAUACUGAGAUUUUUACAAAAAAAGAAAAACAGGUGGACUGAAAAUAUCAAAAUAUAUCUGGGAGUUCGAAGGGUUAACUGUCACCUGAAGUUAGUUUCUAUGUUUUUAUGUUUUUAUGUUUGUACUUCCUGGGAAGAAGAUAUCCCAGAAAUCACUCUUCCAAGUUUUCUGCUCGUUUCAAUGAUUGAUCGAGAAUCUGCAGCUAAAUGUGAGCAAGUUACAGAUGAUUCUUGUUACAUCAGAAGAGUUAAUUUUGUUUCUGUCCUGCAGUACAUGAAAGUAUUGAUUAUUUCGAUCAUCCAGCAUCAGUGAUCCCAGGGUUUGAUUGGAUUAUUCUUCUCACCAGGGCUUGUGGUUUGCCAACCCUGGAGGAAGCAACAGCAUGCCCAGCCGGACCCACAGCUCCGUGCAGAGGACCCGCUCCCUGCCAGUCCACACCACGCCACAGACCAUGGUCAUGUUCCAGCAAGCCGGUAAGAAAAGAAGAGAGAGAACGGAUCAUCAUAACCUGAAAAAGUCAGGAAAACUGAUCAGAGGUGAUGUGUAAGCAGAACUCAGCUGCAGCGGGGUCCCUUCUAGUCUAGGUCCUGAAGUGGCCCUGAAAGCCCCCGACUCCCAUUCUCCUCCGAGGCAGAGUGACCUGUAGUAACCCCUGCUGACUGGACUCUGUCCCACAGGAACAGUGGACAGUAAUCAGACGAGCUGGGACUUCCUCUCUUCUCUGUCACACACAAACAAACCAGAGAAAAAAAAAAACAAGUUCCCUUUUUAGAAUCAGGAGAAAACGCGAGUUUAAAAAAAGAAAGCAGGAGGGAAGUUGGAGCGAGAGUGAGAGAGAGGAAGAGAUAGACGCAGGGAGGAGGGAGAGGAGAGUCAGAGCCUCACAAUGAAGCUCUUUGUGCGGAGGGGUACAGCGCUCCCCGACCCACUCUCCUCCCCCUCCCUCACUCACUCACUCACUCGUUCUCUCUCUCCCCCCUCCAGAGUUUCUCUCUCUGAACUUUUUUCUCAUGCCUCCAUCUCCGUCUUUGACGACUGUGCAGAGUCAUGCACUCAGAGAAACAGUCACUCUGCAGGAGAAGGAGAAAGAGGAGGAGGAGGAGGAGGAGGAGGUUAGCUGGGUUAGGGCCACAGAAACUCAUUUCAGGGGCUGGUGCCCCCCCCACCCCCCCGUAAGAAAAAUGGGUUAAAAACUCAGGUUAGUUUUUGUGUGACAGUCCUCUUCAGAGUGUCUGUAUCUCUGCUGUGUGUAUUUGUUUAUGUCUGUCUGUGUGUGUGUGUCAGUGUGUGUAUGUGUCUGCAUGUGUACGUGUCUGUAUCUGUUUGAUUGUGUCUGUAUGUGUCUGUCUUUGUCUGUACGUUUCUGUGUCUGUCUGUCUGUGUAUGUUUUUGUUUGUCUCUGUCUGUGUCUGCAUGUGUUUAUAUAUCUGUAUGCGUCUGUACUUGUCUUUUUCUGUCUGUACGUGUCUGUGCUUGUAUGUGUUUGUCUGUGUCUGUAGUGUCAGUAUGUUGAGGAGGUGAAGGGUGUCUGUACUUGUCUGGAGUGUCUGUGUCUGUAUUUGUCUGUUGUGUCUGUAGUGUCUGUAUUUUUCUGUAGUGUCUGUGUGUGUCUGUAGUGUCUGUAGUGUAUGUGAAGGGUGUCUGUAGUGUCUGUAUUUGUCUAUAGUGUCUGUGUCUGUAGUGUCUGUAGUGUAGGUGAAGGGUGUCUGUAUGUGUCUGUAUUUGUCUGUAGUGUAUGUGUCUGUAUUUUUCUGUAGUGUCUGUGUGUGUCUGUAGUGUAUGUGAAGGGUGUCUGUAUGUGUCUGUAUUUGUCUGUAGUGUAUGUGUCUGUGUGUGUCUGUAGUGUCUGUGUCUGUAUUUUUCUGUAGUGUCUGUGUGUGUCUGUAGUGUCUGUAGUGUAUGUGAAGGGUGUCUGUAGUGUCUGUAUUUGUCUAUAGUGUCUGUAGUGUCUGUGUCUGUAUGUGUCUGUAGUGUCUGUAGUGUAGGUGAAGGGUGUCUGUGGUGUCUGUAUGUGUCUGUAUUUGUCUGUAGUGUAUGUGUCUGUACUGUGUGUCUGUAGUGUGUGUCUGUAGUGUCUGUGUCUGUAGUGUAGGUGAAGGGUGUCUGUGGUGUCUGUAUGUGUCUGUAUAUGUCUGUAGUGUAUGUGUCUGUGUGUGUCUGUAGUGUCUGUGUCUGUAGUGUCUGUGUCUGUAGUGUUUGUAGUGUAGGUGAAGGGUGUCUGUAUGUGUCUGUAUUUGUCUGUAGUGUAUGUGUCUGUACUGUGUGUCUGUAGUGUCUGUGUCUGUAGUGUCUGUAGUGUAGGUGAAGGGUGUCUGUAUGUGUCUGUAUUUGUCUGUAGUGUAUGUGUCUGUGUGUGUCUGUAUGUGUCUGUAUUUGUCUGUAGUGUAUGUGUCUGUGUGUGUCUGUAGUGUCUGUAGUGUAUGUGUCUGUAGUGUCUGUAGUGUCUGUAGUGUGUUAAAGGUUGUCUGCUGGGUUAAUCUGAAGUCUAUAAAUAUCUCUCUGUGACUCUCAGUCUAACUCAGCUUUUCUCUUUCAUGCCGCAAGAGAUUUUCACUGUGAAGACUCAGCUCAGGACUAAACAGCUGGAACACACACACACACACACACACACACACACACACACACACACACACACACACACACAGCCCUCUGGAAAAACCUCCACCUGCUCACAGUGACAACGUUCAGACGGAGGACAUCCUCGUGUCUCUGAUUUUAAGAAUUCUUAUAUCUGUUAAAAACUCUGAGUCCUGAUCUUUGGUCGGCUUAGAUGAUAAAACUGUUUUUAUUUUUAUUUCCUGUUUACAAAAAUAACCAAAGUAAACAAACUAAACUAAAAGUUCCCUUCAGCCGAGUCCAUGAGGAAGAAUCAGCCCAGUGUGCGGCGACAUGAGGGAACGUCAGAGCUUUAAAUGUCUGCUGCUGUAAAAAUAACAGCACACACACACACACACACACCGUGUUUUCAGCAGCCUCGUCCUCUGUUGUUUGUGUUAUUCACACUACAGUCUUAGUUUGUGUGUUUGCAGAGAGCAGCAGUCGGACAGUUUUGAUUAUCUGUUUUAAAAUAUUAAACACUGAUGACGUCUCAGCUGAGAGGAUCGUGUUUUUGUGUUUUAGAUGAUCUUACUUAUCACUUACUGGCUUGGCAUAUACACUACAUCGUUUUCAGUGGUUUGGUUUUGAGAGAUGAUAGAAAAAACUUUUAUUUAAGUGAAGUUUGGUGAAGUUGUUACUCAUUUAAAAACCGAAAAUCGUGUUUCAGAGAAAAAAAUCUUGAUUUUAUUUUCGGCUAAAAUCGUUCAGCUCUACAUGAUUGACGACUUCCUCCGUUUUUGUUCUUUUCGGGUCCGAACAGAGUGAGAUCACAUCUGUGUUCUGGAUCAGGGCAGACUAACUGGGCUGAGCUGACUCACCAGUCUGUAGACUCGUACAGUAAUCUCAGUCCUGAUGUAGGUACUGUUACUGAAACACCUUUGACCCUGAGCCCACCCUCUAACCCGUCACACUCUCUCAGGAUGUAGAUGUGGUUGUUCCUCGUCUGUCAGCCAUGUUUGUUGGGUCGUAGCGUGUGCCUGGGUUCUGGAGUGAACAGUGUCUAUAAUCUGAUGACUGAAGCCACACUCUGCCUGACUGGACCUCAUUGUUCCUCGACACCGACCCCAAUCAUUUCUUUUGUCCUCUGCCAACUCCUCGGAGGCUGACUUCUUGAAAAGUGUGGGUGUGAGGAUUAUCGGGUUUUUGUCCGGUGAGGAUGAAAGGCCGAUCAGAGUGUGAGUGUGUGUGAUUGUCCAGCUCCGCUCCUCUGCUCCUAAUGAGAGGCUGGUAUUGUGUGAAUAAUGAGAUGAAAGCUGGACUUGCUGUGACCAUCAUCAGGAGGUGACGCUGAUGUUUCUUCAAACCUGUUUUUAUCUCCACGCAGAUCUUCAGUUACCGGUGACGGAGCCGGACAUCAACAACCGCCUGGAGUCUUUGUGUCUGAGUAUGACCGAGCACGCCCUGGGAGGUUAGUAACACUCACUCAGUGCGUUUCCAUGACACUCGAGAAAACCCAAUUAUCGCCUUAUUCCGAUUAAGACCGGACAGCUGAAGGUCAUGUAAACAUCUUAGUCCGACUAUAAGACACUCAGAUGAUGAGAUUGGAGUUCGAUUUUCUCUACCAUGUAACCAGCGUAGUCGGAGUAUGAUCGGACAAUAUAUGUGUGCCACGCCCCCUUAACCGUGGAGAAGAAGAACACCAGAGAAGAGGAGUAGCGUGCGUCUCAUCUGAAACAACGCUGUACGAUGCUCCAUCUUCUUGUUUCUCCAAAAUGCCCAGCAGCAGUUGUAGACACUUCUGACGUCUGACACCGACCUGCUGUUGUUGUCGUCGGAAACAGCGCCGCUGAAAAGAUCCGAAUCGCCCUCUACAAAGCUUUCUCACGUCUGUCAUGUUUAGUUUGUCCAAAACUCGCCAAGUUUCAAUAUUGAUAUUUCCUGAUGGAUUUUUAGAUCUUUGUUCGCUGAUCUGACCUCCUCCACUUUAGAUCUGUCAUAAACUAUCAAACUCUCAGCUGUCAGAGGAAGAACAGUCAGCUGAUCCUAUAAUCUCAGACCGUCAGACUGAAGCGUCUCCUGUUAGAAGGUGAAAUCAUUUAUCUGUCUGACGUUGAGAGGAAACCUUGAGCGCACAAAGAAGACUCUUGAAUCCAUCGGCGGCGGCUGCUGGCUGUUGUUGACGUGGCGGAGCGUGGUCAUGUCAGAUGAUGACAUCAGCACUAUAUUGUCAUGUCCAGUCAGUUUUAGUCCGAGGUAAAACCAGGACCGGCUCCACCAUCCCCAGACCGAGCUGAUGGAAGGACAGUGGGCCUCAGUGCUCAGCAGACAAGUGCUGCUUUGUGUGUGUGUGUGUGUGUGUGUGUGUGUGUGUGUGUGUGUGUGUGUGUGUGUGUGUGUGUGUGUGUGUGUGUGUUAAAGUGAAGAAACUCCCUCCUCAGCAGAGUCUCACCUUUCCUUAAACCGACCCAAACAUCAUCUGUGUGCUGAAGAAAAGGAGAAAGGAACGCUGGCUCCUGAUUGGCUCAGAGUUACACCGAGAGAAGAAGAAGAAGAAAACUGACAACCUCAAAAAAAAGAAGAUUUCUCUAAAUUCAGUUUUUAUUCUGUCAUCAUACGAACCUCAGAGAGUCCACAGAGGUGAAAACUCCACAGACGCUGAUUAACGUGAACGCUCUUUAAUCCUUCUGUCUCCAGUCGGUCUCUGAUGGGUUGGGUGAAUCCAAACUGGUGAAAAAAAGGGGGGGUGUUCUGAUUAACACUUGGUACGUUCCUCAUUCACCAUAGACUGUAAAUUGACGCUAAAAAAAUGAAGUCGACCAAUCAGAAUUUUGUGGACUCAGAACGUAUCGACCAAUAAAUCGACCAGUCGACUCUUUCCAGCCCUGUAUGAAAGUCACGGUGAAAGUUCUGACGUAUAUCCAGGUGACUUCUCAGGUGGUUCAUCCUAAAUUCCUGAUAUCUGGUCAGAUAUUCUGUGUUUGUGUAUUCGGAGGAUUGGAUCAGUCCAGUCCAGACUCUGACUCUGCUGGUCCAGAGAGAGUUCUCUCUUUUCAGGUUUGUGUUAAAAUGUUAAAGACGAACUCUCUGCUGCGUCUGUGACCAGCAGGUGUCGCCUCUGAGUUAGAGACGGAGAAUAGAGAAUACCAACACCCUGAUGGUUCCUGUCAGAUAAUGUUCUAUCAUCUGUGAUGUGUUGGUAUCAGAGAGCUUGUUAGGGUUAGAGUGAUGCUGAAACAGAGUCUGAAGAGUCUUCAUCCAGGAGGACGGAGACGUUGUUUCUCAUCAGUGUCUCACGUUCACCUCCUCUCCUCCGUCUCUUAUUCCUGUUUUAAAGAGCGUCAGUGUUUUUGUUUUAAAGCAGCCAUCAGUGACUUUCAUUUCAGUUUCAUGAUGACGAGGGUUUGUUUGAUUUGAUUAUCGGUGGAAUAGAAAAACGUCCCGAUAAGGUUCUUCCUCUCCGCAGCUGUCAGACGCUUGUUUUCCUCCAUCGGUGUUUUCACAGAUGUGUUGUUCUCUCACCAGGACAGAGCCGCCCCGGCCCGACGCCGCCUCUACAAACAGCUCACAGCAAAGUUCGACCGCUCGGCGUUUCCAAUCAGACGAAUGAAACCGUUUCAAUGAUCGCUCUUUUUCAGAGUUCUGAAAAAACAGAAACAGAAAUCCUUUUUUACAGAUUUAUGAACUCAGAGGUGUAAAUGGAGACGAGAUGAAGUCUCUCUAAACAUCACAGAAGGUCUGAACUGGACCUAAAAGUCCGAUCGCCCUGAGAUAAGUCUGGACCGGUGUGGUUCUGGUCGGAGUCGCAGGUUCUUUUAUUGUCACACUUUUUUAAAGCGACAGUAACACGCCAGCGUAAUGAUUUAAACACGAACACAUAUGAACCAAUCAGAUCCUCUCCUUUAGUUUUCUCCCCACUUUUGGCGGUGUGGCGAGCAGAAGUGUUUUUUUUGCGUCCUUCUCCAUCACAGCUCCUGUAGCUAAGCUGCUACGCUACUUUUAGCCGCUCAGAGCUGCGAGGAGGGCCGGGAGAGUGGGAGGGGACGAGUCGGAACUACGGGAGAGGGGUGUGUCGAAUACAGCGAGGUGAUUAGAUGGAGAGGCGGAGCAGGAGAUUGACCAAUAGGAGCUGUCCGGGACGCAAAUCUUUUUUUUUUUUUGGAUGGUAGGGGAAGGUCCCGCCCUCCUUCGCCUCUGAUUGGCGAGAAGUCCUGGGCUCCGAUUGGUUAUUCCUUAUGGCUGUGAAACGUCAUCGUCGUUGGGUUAAGAGAUUGUUCGAUGUACAGAGCCGACAGUUCGUGUUUGGCUUGAGUGUGUGAUGACGUUUCCAGCUUUUCUAGCCAAUCAGAGACGAAGGAGGCGGGACCUUCCCCUACCAUCCAAAAAAAAAAAUAUUGCGGCCGGGAGAGUGGGAGGGGACGAGUCGGAACUACGGGAGAGGGGUGUGUCGAAUACAGCGAGGUGAUUGGAUGGAGAGGCGGAGCAGAUUGACCAAUGGGAGCUGUCGGGGACGGAGGGCUCCCAUUGGUCGAUGUUUUUGCAGCCCUGCAGCUGAUAGGGUGAACAGAUUUAUUCUCUUCACUUUGUGGAGAUCGCACUAAAGCACCAUGAUCGCCAUGGAAACGAGGUUCAUAAUAAUGACCGAUCUCUACAAUCGUCAACCAUGACUUUAGAGGAGCAGAGACCUGUUUGUGGACCUGAGUCCUCAGAGUUGGUCCUUUAUUCGGUCUUCUUGGACCUGGUUCUGAUGAAGACCUCUCCAGAACUCUAACCCUGCUCUUCUCUGCUCCUCCUCUCCAGACGGCGCCGACCGCACAUCAACGAUAUGAGACCGAGGAGACCUGAGUGAGAGCGGCGGGACGGCACGGGUCCACCAGACUCUCUCAGCACAAGUCCCCCUGGAGGUCAGCAGCUCCUCCUGUCCCCCCUCCCUGUAGCCAACGGCAGAGCUCAACCAAAGGAUCGGGACCGGUACCAAGACUCACCAAGGAGCCAAUCAUCACACGGCGUACUAAAGCCACCACACGGGGACCGUCCAGGGGGGUGAAAAAACACACUUCCUGCUCCGCCAGCAGGUCAGGAGGGAGGACAACAUCCGCCCCGGUCCGGACAGUGAGUGAACAGCGCCCCCCCGGUCAGGGAGGCCAACAGCAGCACUGCAGAUCGCUCAGAGGGGUGAAGUCCCGGCUCUUGGAUCAGAACCAGCAGGACUGAGGUCCCCCUCCCUCUCCGACACCUCCUGGUCCCCGAACAUGGAUCUUUAAAUCUGUUACAGUACCUCAGACCCAGAAACAAGACCAGCAGAACCCCAGCGGUUCUGGAUUUCCCAUCAGUGAGACCGAGUGUUCAGAGUCCAGAGAAGGGUCUCUGGGCUCUGUAAAGGGGGCGGGGUCUUUAGUGUAUUUGAUGUAUUUAUUGUUUACAUAAUGAUGCUACUUUAAAGGGUACAGACACACGGACGAUGACGAACUUCAGGUAUGAUUUAUCAUCAUCAUGUGAUCACCUGGACGCCCUCGGUGAUCCACCAGCUUUAUGUCCCAUUACAAGUAGCCAUGACAACAGUUUACAACCAACAACCACGACGACGACGACGACGACGACGACGGCGGCGUGAUUAUUCUUUAUUUCAGCAGCAGGAGGCGACAAAAACAGAGAGAGAGAGAGAGAGAGAGAGAGAGUUUGAGGUCAGAGAAAGACAGAGAAAGUCGAGACAGAGAGGAAGAGAGACGCUGGAGUGUUUGUGGAAGAGGAAGAGGAUGUUUAGAGGAGGAAGACAUCAGAGGCAGGACCUCUGAUUGGCUGAAGAAGAAGACAGAGGAAGAUGAUGUCAUGUUCGUGUGAGUAAGUGCAGGAGGAAGGGAAUCUGGAGUAUUGUAUAUCUAUACCAUGUACUGUAUAAAGUCUUUGUAUUCAGAGCGGGCGAUGGGAGAUCCACGGAGCUGAAUCAUCAGAGGGAUUCAGGUGUGGAGGUAUUUUUCCUGACCUGAAGCUGAAGCUGAUCUGAGUCUCGAGUUUCCGUCUCGGGGAAACAGACGGACUUUGAAACGGUCUGAAGAGGAGAGCGAUCUGGUUUCUGCUGAGGAGAUCACAACAUGGGAGAAAUCACACACUGUCAAUCCAUGAAGGGUCCUUUUCCCCGAGAUUGUCUCAUUAGUGUUUACCUCCACCUGCUGGCCAAACGCAGUCAUGACAGGAGGAGUCGGUGAACGCAGCAGGAGCUCUGCACAACUUUAAAAAAAAAACACUCAAGUUUUAGUGAAGGAGAUUGUGAGACGGUCUUCGGUUAGUGCGGUCAUGGAUUUAUUUAGUUUUUCUGUGUCUUAAUAUUUAGACUUUUGUGGAGAGGACUCUGUGGACGACAGAGACGGUUAGGACAGGUGUGAGUCCUGAUCCAGAACGGUCAACAGUGAUGCUUCGUGUUUAGUUUCUUUAUUCGCAUUUGUUUCUUCUGCACUUGAUGUGAAAACACUAAAUCAACAGUCAGCGCUUCGGGGUCAGGUCAGGUCAGACGUGGAGCUGCAGACUUCUCGCUGAGGCAGAAGUCGAUGAAAGAGGAGGAUGACUCACGACGCUCCUGACGCCUUUAAUUCACACUAAAUCACCUCUGUUUGUCCGACUGUGAGCGCCAGAGACCGAAGAAACGAUCAUCUAAAACCAGGAGCAAGUUUGUGAUUCUGAACGUUUGAGUCCAUUUACUAUAAAAAACCAUCAAUGAUAAAAAAAUGAUGGAUCAGUGAAAGAAAAACAAUCUAUCAGAGCGGAGUAAACUCCUAAUAAUCGGACUGACGUGUCGUAACUCAUCUAAAUAACCUCUAAAGUUUAGUUUGAUCUGCGAGACACAAACACGUGAUCCUGAUCUGAGUCUAACUUUAAUCUAAAUAUUCAAUUUUAGUUUGAGGAGUUUAAAAGAACAGGUGAUGGUCCUGACGUGAGACACUACAGAGUUUAUGAUGCUUUUAUUCAACUUUAUAGAGGAACACAAACAAACACAAACAAACACAAACUCUUCUUUUGAAUGUUCAGUUAAAAAAAUAUACCGCUGUAUCUUUAAAUGUAGAAAACCUUCUGAUCAGACCACCACAGGUCGACAAAUGAACCUUUUUUAGACGUCUAAAUUUAGACCAAGUUUAGACCAAGUCUAACUAUAUCUAUACUACUACACUACUCUGUGAUGCUAAACAGCUAUCAUAAUUAUUUGGUGAAGUACUUGGAGAUCAGUUAUGAAACUCACAGUUACUUUUAGAAGUAAAAAGUUAUCGAAUAACAGGUUAAAGUGCAGCGUCCAAAAAUAUACAGAAUCUAGACGUUGAAAUUUGGUCUAAAAAUAAAGUAGAUGUCUGUCGCUCAGUGGGAUGCUAUAACAAAAACUGUAAAAUCAAUUUUAAACAUGUUAUGAAAAAGAAAAAUAAACUCUAGUUUGUCUUUAACGUCAUUGUUUUAAAUCUGGAUGAUAAAAGUUUCAAAGUCACGAAAAAUAAAAAUCCAGAUUAUCAAAAUUAAAAACUAGAAAUUUUGAGAAAUCUCUUCGUUUCUGCCGUCAGUGAUCCUCGUCCAGUCCGAACUCUCCGAACUCUCGGGGAAAUUAAAAAUCGUUUAAUAAUAUUUUUUUUAAUAAUUAAAUUUCUUGUUUCUUCUUCUCCUCCUACCGUAAAGUCACGCAGACGUGAGGCGCUCAAACUGAACUGGUCUGAAACCAGUCCAGAACUCUGGUUCUGAGGCUCGAUACUGGACUCUGGACGUGCACACACUCAGACAAACAGAGCGCACGUACACUACAGCCGUAAAACUGUUAAUGUUGUUACCACGGUAACGUCACUACACACACACACACACACACUCUGAUACUUUAUUUGGACUCCGUCAAAGUUCGGACCCGGAGUCUCAUCAUCAUCUUUAAAAGGAGACUGUUUGAGUGUCACUUAAAGUAGCUGCCUUCUUAUUUAUUAUGAUCGUGGAGCUGAUGAUGAUGAUGAUGAUGAUGAUGAUGAUGAUGAUGAUGAUGAUGAUGAUGCCGUUUUUUUUUUUCUUCUCAUUUUAGUUGUAUGACGAUGAUUAUUUAAAGUACCGUAUGUAUUAAGGUGUUAUGGCUGGUGACCAUACCUACAUCUCAAAUAUUAACCUCGAUGUUCAUGUUGAGUUUUUUCGUUGCUGUUGUUGGAUUGAUCGUCUUUUUGAGAGUUUCAUAUGAAGAGAGGAGCAGCAGACGGUUCGUCACAGGAGGUCUCAGAGUCUGAACCUGGUGCUGAGGUCCUGGAUUCAGUCUGGGGUCCUGUAGGUUACUUUAAAGGGUCAUGUUGUGAUUUUUUUCUUACUGUCAACAAAUCCCGUGAAAAAAACCAAAUCCUGUUUGAGGAGUUUUCAGCCGUGAAGACGUGAAAUCCUGGGAGGUUCAGAAGUUCUGUGGACCGUGUUGGAGGAGGUUCGACUCUCGGGUCGAUGAAUUAAAGUUUGUUUUAUUUUUAUUUUGAUGGGAUUUGCUCACGAUAAGAAAACAGAGUCAUGUCUUCAGAUUCAUCCCCGCUGAAACGCGUCCGUCUUCAGCUGUUCGAUGAAUGAAUGAAUGAAAUUAAAGGGAUAACUCUAACUCUUGUUGUGUGUUUGUGCAGUAUUGUUGCUCGCUCUCAGAAGCGCCGCCACGUUCGGAGGAUACAGAUACUGACUGAGCGCGCUCCGCUGACCUGAGGUCAUGAGAUUUGUCUGGAAAACAGAGUUCCAGGUUUUUGUGUCUCUGAGUGUCAAACAGGCCUCCGGGUCUGCUCCUCUGGGUCAAAGGUCAAAGAAACUCACCUGUGACGGGACAGUCGGCGCCGAGGUCCGGACGGUUUCUCUUCUCUGCAAACCAAAUGCUUUAUUUUUGUUUUCUCUGGAUGCAUAUCAGCUGUGUGGGCGUUCAGGAGUGUGCAGUAUUAACAGCUAGAUUACGCCUUGAUAUUCCAAAAACAUGUAAUGUACUUUAAGUUGAGACAUAUAUGCUGUUUUGUAUCUUUUAUUUUUGUCAUAGAUUCUGCAGUUUAGUCCAUUAUUGUCAUUAUGGGAUGCCAAGACAUUUUUGUUUUAUUUUUGUUUUAUUUUUGUAAAUCCAGCAGCAUUCAUUCUGUAACUCCGUGUUACCGCUUGACUGUGCUCCUUCAUUUUCAUUUAGUUUUAUUUUAUCAAAGAGCCGAUGUCCUGUAUUGACUGCAGGCUUACGUAUAUAUUUGACAAAAAGAAUAUCGUAUGUUUAAUAAUAAAAAAACACAAAAAAGACAAAAAAUGGAAGAAAAAGCAGAAAAAAGGAAAGCGUUGAGAGAAGUGUAAUUUAUAUUUUAAAACUGCAUGCACAAAGCUGGGAGAGUCGUAUUUAGAAUAACAAAUGGCAGUGCCUUUUUUUGUACUCGAGACAUUUCAGCCCAAAUGUAAAAAUGUUUUAUACAGACUUAAAAAAACAAACUUGUCAUGUUACAGGAUGAAACGAUGAGGACUGUGUCGGCUCACGUUCACACUGACGCUGAGAGAGUUCAGGUUUCGUCUGUUUUAACGGUGUCUCUAGUUUUUGAUCACCUUUUUAAGACCAUCCAUGUUUCUUUAAUUUGGAGAGACUUUCAAAACUCCCAGAAGAGUUUAACAGUUCAUUAUCGAUCAUUAAUAAUUCCUCUCGUCAUAAAAACAGUUUAAAGUGAAAUUGAUCAGUCAGUUUUCAAGAGCCGAGGUGAAACUCAGAAGGAAGCAUUUUCAACCAUGAUGAUCAGAAAUGAUUGUCGUCGUUCUUAUCUCUGAUUCGUUCCCUCCUGAUCAGUGCGUUUCUGCAGACUGACAUGAGCGCAGUGUUUCUGCUGUGAAGUGGAUCCAAGUUCAGCCGGACCCUAAAGAUCUGAAACCUGAAAUCUUUAGGUCCGUUCAGAACUUCCUGUGACUCUGAAACUUGAAUCUGGAUCGAUCCUGGCAGCAGUGUGAACGUGGCUGACUCGGUGAAUUCGGUCUGCUGUGUGUGUACUCUGUAGGUACUCCUCGCUGAGAUGAAGUCAUGAUUUAUUGUGGUCUGUAUAAAAUAACGUGUGAAUGAAUGAAUGAGUGUGUGACAGUGACGGUGUGAGUGUGAGUGAGUGUGUGGAUUCAUUCAAGUGUUCUCCGAAGUGUCUUGCUGUAAUUUUGUCGCGAUGUACCAGAAUGCUGUGACUUGGCAUGCCCCUGUUAUACAUUAAAAAGUUGUAACUCCUC
Molecule: messenger RNA, 66234 nt
Organism: Xyrichtys novacula (pearly razorfish)
Lineage: Eukaryota; Metazoa; Chordata; Actinopteri; Labriformes; Labridae
Source: the annotation of a GenBank genome assembly